GACGCAAUGCAUGGGCGUGUUGUCAUGGCUGUGUUCUGCAAAACCUUCACAUAUAGUAAAUACUUAUUUGUACUAAAAUAGGCCAUGUCAGCGUUGGUGGUGGACAGCGACAUGGAUUUAUACUCUACCACAAAGUAAACACCCUUGACAAAGGCCCGGUGAGUAGCUACAACAUGACACAAGUUAUUUUUAUAGCGGUAAAAGGUGGUCAAACAUGCGUUAGCUAGCUAGCGUGGACGUUAGACGAGCUAGUGGUGCGCACCAUCCUCUCUUAUUCUAACGCCACGCAGGAUCCUGCUCCUAAUCCUGACAAUUUUCAGGUGACCUUACUGUCAAAGUAUGCUUAUCUUUUCAAUGGGUUACGAUAAAAACGCCUGCACCUCACUGCAGCGUUUCACUUCGAUAUAGAUUAAACAUGUCAAGGUUGCCUGUCAGAGACAGUCUUGGAUCUAUAGAGUUUUAUAUUAUAGUGAGCUAUAGGAGGUGUUAUCAUUUGAUGUGAAAGACAGGCUGCUAAAUUGAUAUGCUGUCAUUUUUGCUUAAAUAGGUAAUACUAGUGGUUGUAUGCCGGUUUAUCUAGAGGAUCCAAACCAUCAAUAUGUCUCAAGUGUUCUCCUCCAACAUUAUAUAAGUGUCCUUUAGAUCAACUUCAUCAUUUAAUGUCUAUGAUUGUUGAAUCAUGUUUGGCUGUGACACCAUCUCCCCAUCAGGGGCGUGUCCAGAGGUUUUUUAUUUUGGACAAGGGUGACCCAGCUGGGGCACCACACUGCAGGGGAGGGGUGUCACCAAGAGUAUCAGGAAUAUCUAAAUGUGAAAGUCCAGAUUAAAACGUUCCCUUGUUCACCACCUAAAGUGAUGGGACCCCUUAAGGACAAGAAGCCCCUGUGACAGAUGGGAGGUGUGAUGUUCCUGCUACGAAGUUUUGUUUAUUUAUUCAUAUUAUUAUUUUUUUUAUACUAUCAAUACAUCUAUGUCCAUUCAUAUCAUUUACUACUUUCUGCAUCUUCCAGCUGGUGCAGUUUGCAUGGUCACUUACUCAGUGCAAAAACAUGUAUGUUGCGAGUUACACUGCAAAUAGUCACGUCUGAGUUGAUAUAAAAGGCCUGUAGUAACUUAACAAAAUUGAAACUAUUUGUAUAUUUAAGAGAUUACAUGCUGGUUCGUACACAUUUAUACUGUAUUUCAUUUUGUCCAAGUCUGCUCAAUUGAAACAAUGAAGGCUACAGGCAGCCUGUUGCAACACAGCCCAAAUGAUUGAUUUUGACGCAGACUACUGAGUGUUUUGGUCGACUUUGCAUCAGCUCAGUUGCUCUUUGUUGGUUCUUUUAGCAUCCCUGUCAUCAUCGGAGAAGUUGUCAGAUACCUCAGGUUGUAUUGUUUAAGGUGGAGUGUUAUUAAGCUAAAAAGAGUAUCACUUCAGCUAUUUUCAGCAGUGAUAGAAGCACUGACAGAGAUUUGCACAGGACUUUGUCUUAACUGUAACAGCACUGUGUGUUGUACCAGGAGCUGUAGCUGCUACAUGAGAACUCACAUUUACAGCUGUCACAUCUCUGGUCAUUUGGCAGUGAUGAACUAGAGCCCAGCAGCAGCUGCUGCUACACCAGAACUGCAAGUGGUCAUAGUCAGGAUUGCUCUCAGCCACACCCACUUUAGGAGCAAAGUUUCACCCUGUCUCUUUGUCUUGAUGUGCCUUCCUGCCUCACUAAUCUAAAUCACAAUAAUCAAGUUUGAAGUGGCGACUGGCUUUCAUCACAGUAAUGAGUAGCUCUCCAGAGAAACAGAGGUGAUCUGCUGAUUCUUAUUAUGAGGAAAUGGGGAGAAAAUUGUUUGGAAGUUCUCAAGGUAAGACUGUUACACUUGGGAAAUCUAGGAGAAGAGUGUGCAUCUGUGUUUGCCUUUCUGUUGGUAAUUUUGGGGCAGUUGUGGAAAAAACCUGAGGCCUGUUUUUGUUUGUAUUUUAGUGUGUAGUCUGUGCGGAGGCCUUUUCUCAUAAAUUCUUGAAACGCAUUUGCGUCUUUAACAUGUUUCCUAUUAGCUGUUUGAGUCUGUCUGCUGACUAACCUCUUUGUGGAGGGCAUUUUUGUAAACAUGUCCACCUUUUUUAACCCAUCUUUAUUGAACUGAAGAAUGCUAACUUUUCCCUGAAACCUGUGAAGUUUGUUGGACAUUUUUUGUAGCUUAAUCUAAUAGGAAAUGACAGCUUUAUACAAAUAUAAAUGUGAGGCUUUGGCGUGUGUGCCAUUGUAGCACCAUAAUAGUUUUCUCCACAAACAUGAAGCCCAGCAGCAACAUGAAUAUUUUGGCUCGGACAGCAGAGAGAAGAAUUUGCCAUUUGAAUAACCUCUUGAUUUGACUGUGAUGGUGUGAUAUUUGUGUUUUUAGUUGUUGUUUUGGAAACAGUGUAGUCAUCUUUUCUCAGAUAAACAUGCAAUCAGUGAAACUUGAUCAUACCCAUAAUUCUUCUCCUAGAGGACUCUGACUUGCCGGUGUUCAGUAGUUAACUGAAAGCGUAUUUGGAAAUUUACCUCUGGUCUGUGUACAAGUGCUGCCUUUGAACAGCUGCAGCGUGCUUUGCCUAAGGUUGGGUCUAAUCACAUUCUGUAACAUGGUGUCGUGAAAGACAAGGUGCAGAUAAUAUUGAUUGAUCUUUAUCUGUCCUAAAUGUCUUUGGUUGUGUAAGGCUGUUUCAGAAAAGGUGAGAAUAACCGCGAUAAUAGCUGCUGAACUGUUGAACAAGAGUUGAGCAAUUUUUAGAUUAAUUUGAUGUGAAGUUUGCAGAUAAAUCUGGUGAUAUCUUGAUUAUGAAUGAUCUGAAGCAACCAGUCAUCCAAUAGAAAAUUAAAUAGUAGGGCUGGGCGAUAUGGCUUCAAAUCAACAUGAUACAUUGAGCAGUUCACCUCAAUAAUGAUAAAUGGACGAUAACUACUCCACAAGCUGCUCACCCCCUACCAUAUUAACUUUGUCUACUUCACCUGCCACUCCAGCCGCUCCAACUUUUGAACCGUCCUCCAUCUCCUCACCUGUCUUUCCCUCUUUGUUUCAAACUGGAUAGGGUGGAGUCAUGUCUCUGACAUAGGACAGCGUCUUAAAGGGACAUAGCAUGUCAUAGCAUACCUACACACAUCCAAAACCAACUUUUAUUGAUUUAUUUUUUUGACAUCAAAUAUACCAAUAUGGCAAGUUAAACUCUGCAUGUUUGUACUGUGUCACAUGAGCUUUAGCAGUUAUAUGGAAGUCUAACCAGAUGCAGCUUAUUACCUCAUGUUUAUGACUUUGAUCAAACUGCAUUAGGCAACAAGACACAAUCUACAAUCUAACCUCUUGGCUCUUUUACACCUGCAUACCAGAGCAUUAUUACAUUGUGGCAAAAGUAGGAGCUACAGCACCAGUUGGAUGCAGGUUUUAACAUAGGACCAGUAUUUCAGGUCUACAACAAUAAAACCAUCAAUAAUUCAUCUGGACUGCUUGUUAUUCUGGUGUCCAAUAGUGAGGGUGAUGAGGAUUAAUUGUUUAGUCUACUACGUGUACAUAACCGUAAUUAGGAUGUACUGUAUUACUUUGUGGAAAUAAAACAAUGCUGUGGGAGAAGGUUCACUUUUAUUGUCUAAAGGUGAGUUUACCCUGUGACAAAGGGGGGUGUUCAGUGGUUUCCUAUUUCCUUUCCAGUAUCUUUCGCAAGUAGUGUUCUAAGUACAAAGAAGACUGAUCCUGUCCUGUUGGAGUUAACACCUCAGAGUACGUUUUCUCAAACCUAAGAUACCUUUCCACAUUACUGAGAAUUCAACAGGAAUUAUAAAUUUGAAAAAAAAAAACGACUGUUGUGAUAAUUUGUCAACAGCUAAAACUUUUCCACCCUGUAUAGAUGUGAGUUGAUAGCUUUUGCAAUUGUAUGCUAAAGUCCAGGUGAAGUCAUUUGUUAGAAUUGAACUAAAACAUACAAAAUAUUAAGCAGAGCAUUAGUUUAAUUUGCUUCAGCCUGCUUGUCUCAGCUGCUUCCUGUGCAACUGCCUAGCAACCACUCCAGCUCCUCCUUUGAUGCUGUGUCUGAUCUCACCAGUGUGUGAUGUUAUGUGUCAUGUGUUGUUACUAGGGGUGGGAGAAAAAAUUGAUACAGCAUAGUAUCAUGAUAUUUUGUCUGGUGAUAUAUCAUAUCGUCUCAGUUACUCAAGUAUUGAUUUUUUCAAAUUAAUUGUUAAUAUGAAGUCAAAUCUAUCAUAAUGGAAAAAUAAAAUCAACUGUUUGUCCAGUGAGGUUGGCAGAGGUGACAUCAUAAAGCAGAAGAAAGUUAGUACAAAAAAAUACAGCACCACUUGGGGGGAGACAUUAGGAAUGCAAGCAUGGCACACAUGAGAUGGACCUGACACAUAAGGUUUGCAAGAUGUGCUACAUGAAAAUAAAAUACAGUGUUAAUUAGACAAACAUGUAGGACAGACAAAUGCUGUAUCAGCUAAACAGUUGAAAAAACUUGUGUAAAUAGCAAUAUAUUGUAUCGUAAUACUCACUGUAUUGCAAAAUGUUAUUAAUUGUGAUAAUAUCGUAUCGUGGCUCAAGUAUCAUGAUAAUAUCAUAUUGUGGCCCAAGUAUUGUGAUAAUCAUACUGUGGGGCCACUAGUGAUUCCCACCCCUAGUUGUUACCGAUGUCGACUUUGGUCUUCUCUGGAUUUUUACUGCUGCUGCCUGCCUGCCAUGUAUGCACAUGAAAUGAAAGGGAGGUGUGCCCUCUCCAGUUGCACAUGGAAGGACAGGGGGGCUCUUAGAACAGCCAUAUGAUUGCAUAGAAGUAAUAAUCCUACGCCAUUGUGUGUUUGAACACAUAUCUGUUUCUGAGUGUGCAUUCCCCAUAGGACUGGGCAAUUAUAUGAUCAUGAUCGUGAUAAAUUUCAGUUUGAUCUUGGUGAUCAGCUGAGAGCAUAUUUACACGCUCAAACAUAACGGACAUGUGCUUCACAACAGCCAAUCAGAGUCAAGCUUUUCCUGCUCACUUUUGUAAGUUGCUGGAGAAGUAAACAGGAGAAGUAAACGGAAUGACCGAACAUGGAACUAAACGCGGAGCUGAGGGCAGCAAGAUAGUUGUCAGCUGUGACUUUGAGUCAUCCUCCAAAGAUGUUAUUGUUGAGAAGAUAUUCAGCGUCGGUUGUGUGGCGGUGGUUCUGGUAUCUCCAAGGUGACGUUGAGUAAUUACGCCGAUGAGCAAGGUAUGUCGGCGAUCGGUGCCCUCAAAAACUGGCAACACAACAAAUCUGUUUAAUCAUUUGAAGAAGUAUUUCCCCAAGCGGAGUCUGUACAGCCUGCCACUGCUGACGGCACGAGUAGCAUUAGCAGUUUAGCCACAACUAGCGGUGCAGCCACCAGACCUAGGCAGCGAUUAAUCGUAUCAUUUACAUUUACAUCAUCUAAUGUUUACAUUUUAAGGCGUCUUCAUUAUCUCUGAGGGGGCAAUUUGUUUAUUUGGGGUCUUGCAUACCUGCAGAAACACUCAGGAAUGUGAGCUAAUUCACUGUAUUAUUUAAUAUUUACCUACAUAUGUUGUUCUGUUGAGUUAAAAUGUUUUUUAGAUUCCUCUAAGCGUAUCUUAUUCAGUUUGCUUUGUUAUUUACUUUGUAUGUUAAUAAAAUGUUGAACUAAUCUCUAGUUUCUUAAGUUUUUAGUACAGAUACUUUAAAACUAGCAGUUAAAAAAAAAUCAUGAUAAUAAUCGAGAUUGGACGAUUUGACAAAAUAUAUCGGGAUAAUUUUUUUUGCCAAAUUGCCCAGGCCUAAUUCUCCAUCAUCUUCUUGUUUGUUUGUUAGUCUGCUCUUGUGUAUAACCCCUUUGUGUGCAGGCCAAGUGGCAACCAACAGUAUUGAGAAAUGGAGCUGCUGCAGUAAUGCUGAAAGCCGCAGAUCCCUGAGUGCCUGCUUGAGGUCGGCUGCAGAAGCACAGGAAACCACACACACACCUAGCCAAAAUAAAAGCCUGUUUUCAUAGCUAAAAUAAUUAUGGUUCAAAAAACGGUUUAGGGCUGAAGAGCUUGGGGUUCCCACAGUAGCCAUUGCACUGGGGGGUUAGGAAGGUUUUUGUUUCUGAGAUAUUAGGGUUACAAUAACAGUGAAUCAGACGCAAGACUGACUUGACUGACAGGCGGACACUCUGUAGCUAUUUACGAGGGGAAUCAAAUCUCACUUUCUGAUAGGUUGACCUAAAGUUUGGUUGAGUCAGUAAUACCAUCAGCAAUAUGGCUGCCACCGCCAUAAGCUUCUGAGCUUGGCUUCACAAACAAAUGGGUCAUGUCACCCCCUCCAUGUCCAUUUAUAGUGCAGACAUAUGGUGCUGUUCUUUUAGUGCAAAGUUACUGCUGUCCUGGUACGCAAACUUUCGUGUUUUUAUUUAGUUUUGCAGAUAUGUGUGAACAUGGAAUACUUUUUUUGAUGCAAAGGAAAGACGUGUCUGUUUUUAAUGGGGCUCUUCUUCUCCAAACAUGACCUCAAAGUGAAACACGAACAUAUUUUUUCGUAGCUGUUAGAUUAUUUAUCAGAUCAGUGCAAAGACUGAUGUUUUCUCUCAUGCCCUGGCUGUUAUGGAAGCUUCUCCUGAUAUCACUAGUGUGAUACCAACCGAAUAAAUAUCAGUAAUCUCAGUCAUAUUGGUCUGUGUGCAUGGCAGCAGCCUGUUCUAAGUGGUAGGGCUGGGUGAUAUGGCCUCAAAUCAAUAUCACAAUAUAUUGAUCAGUCCACCUCGAUAAUGAUAAAUGAACGAUAUCUACUCCACAGGCUGCUCACCCCCUCCCACAUUAACUUCAUUUACUUAAGCCGCCGCUCCAGCUGCUACAACUUUUGAACCAUCCUCCAUCUCCUCACCUGUCUUUCCCUCUUUGUUACGGACUGGAUAGGGUGGGGUCACGUCUCUGAUGUAGGACAGCAUCUUAAAGGGACAUGAGACUAUAGCCUACCUACGCAUAUCCAAAACCAACUUUUAUUGAUUUUUUUUUUUUGACACUGAAUAUAUUGACAUGGGCAAAAUGAUGUCAGUUAUUGUCAUUAGUUUCGGUAUCUGUAAAUCUUUGGUUUAUCGCCCAGUCCUACUAAGUUUACAUAUAAAGCAGCAGGUCCGCAUAAGAAAGGAUGCUUUACAUCCCCAAAAGCUAAAUGAUCUUUUUCUUCACGCCUGUUCUCUGAUGGAUUGAUAAAUGUUUUAUGUAAGAGAGGUAAAGGAUGACUUUGGGCUUUUGCAUGGGUAGCUUACUGAUAGCACAGACCAGAGAGCAUUGAACAGGGCUGAAAUUGUGAGUGUUUGUCUUGGGUUUUGUAGUCCUAAGCAUGUUUGCAGUUCCCUGCAGUCCUUUGUAAUAUACUCGGGGUCUCACACAAAGCCUGCUUGCUUACCUGACAAAAUGAUUGGUUGAUCAGACACACCUUGCAGCUAUAUCCCAGCGCCUAAGCUUUUGUUUUUCCCAGGCUGCAUCAAGCCUUGUUUGAACAGUCCUCUAAGGCUGAUGAUUGCCAUGUCGGUGAGUGUGUGUGUUUGUGUGUGUGUUUGUGUACCACGGUCUAUUGGAAGAAGAGCUGUGUGAAUGAAUGCCUCCUUUUUAUAGGAUCUACACCAACCAGUCUAUUACAUGGACAGCAGCAGCUUUGUUUACAAGAUUGGUAGAGUGGUCUAAUAAACUUUGUUAUAAGCCUGUGUCUCCACCACUUCCUCAGCCCCUGCUCACUGAUUGGCUACUCAUGAGCUGGUGGCACCAGCUGUACGUAUACCGGUGUGUGCCAGCAUCAGCAGAAUGUCGUUUUGGCUGCAUUUUGAAACCAUAUUGUCGAUGUCAUUCACAGCUGUGGUCACUUUAAGGAGCAUUGUUUAAGGCUAAGGAAAGCACUAGGACACACACACACACACACACACACACACACACACAGAGAUCACUGCCCUCUUCUCUGUGAGUCUGGAGGAGACUGUUGCCGGCUCACCAGCAGCGGUUGCACAAACCGCAAACUUUGCGACAAAAAAUGAGAAUCACGGCAGGUGCCCAUUCAUCAAAAUCUCCCCCCAACCCCACCCCUUUUUCUCCCCUAUAACCCCCAUCCCCAAAAAAUAACAACGUCAAGCCCCUCCCCCUGGUAGGUAUUGCCCCUCCCCCCUCCCCUCUGUCCUGUGCCUGUCUGCUCAUUGGCAGCAGGGCGAGCAGUGUCCCUGCAGGCUAUGACAGAGAGGGCUGUACAUCCUUAUGUAGAGCGUGAUGCGCAUGUGUUCGUACAUAUUGAUCAGCAAACAGCGUGUGUUCGCUCCACAUGCGUGGCACAGACACUCACGUCACCUUGUGAUGGAUUACAGCAUCAGAGGAGUGCUAUGCGGGGCAAAGACUCAUUUGGCUGUUUUUAUGUGAGAAUGAGAGAACGUCAGCCUGAAUGCAGCGCUCGUCGCAAAACAGGCUCUCUCCCUGGCCAUCCUCCUCCCUCUCCUAUUCUCUCCUUCCUUUCCUUUUCUCUCCUCUCCUCCUCCACGGAGAUAAUCCUUGCUGACACAAGGCACAAAGGACUAAAUGCUGGCUGCAUCCUUCAGCAGCGGCAGCAGGAGCAAGGCUCUCUCCUCAUCCACCUUUACGGCCGGGCUGUUCGUCUGCACAGCAGGAGGCUGUUUCUCUAAGACUGCUUAAUACUGUAGAUCUCAUCUCUGGAAUACCGGCCUGGCUGCCGUCCUCCUCCGCCCCCUGUAUCCCCUCCUCUUCCUCUUCCUCCUCCUCCUCCUCCUCCUCCUCCCUUGGCCGGUUCAUUCAGGGAGCACAUCAGCACAGGGCUACAGCCCUGAGGAGGCGUUUUUUUAGCUUGCUGGGUGCUGGUAGGACCACCGGUAGCUUAUUUUUUCACCAUCUGAUGCGUUUGCACAGCAGGAUGUAAGAGCUUUCUCAUUUCUUUCCUAUUUUUGGCCGCUUCUGUUUUCACCCUGCUACUCAUCCCUAAACAAACAGGUAAACCAGCUAAACUGGACAUGCUUUAUUUAUCUAGUGAUGUCUGUUUGGGUGAUGCAUGCCUGUCUCGUGAGAUGAUGCUGUUCCUUCUUUAAGAUGGAUCUUUGCUCGGUGUGAAAUUAAGUAGAUUAGCAUAUCAGAAACAAGAUUAACCUUCUAGUUUCCUAUUUCUGAAAAUGACAUACGACUUCUUCUUUUUGAAUGUGGUUGACAUAUGAGCUGAUGCACCUUUUUGCACAUGGCAGAGUAAUUGCAAAGACAUUGUGCAUGCAUGCAGGCGUUAUGCAUCCAUGGCCAUGCUGCUACAAAUUAUGCCACAUGUCACUGCAGACUGUAGUAAAGCUAAGCAGGCAGGCAGACAUCUGGCUGGCUUGGCUGCUGUAGUAACUGUUUGUAUAACAGACUGGUUGUGAUCAAAAAGGCAAAAAAGGAAGGUCCUGAGCUGCAGACACUGAAAUAAUCUCACAAGAAUAUCCAAGUCAAAGUUGUGCCUAUCAGGGCAGAGUACAGGAGUUCUGAUUCAAUAUGUUGCAAUACUAUUUGUGCAGCAAUUAAGAGUGUCCUUCCUGACUCUGCAUGAGCCAUAACUUUGGAUGGAUACCUUUUCGACUUUUUAGAUACACUGUCACUGUCAAAUGUAACGCAGUAUCAACAUACUGUUUAUAGUGCUUACAUAAACACUGGUGACUCAACAGUGGCACAAGUGUAACCCCCUUCACUGCAAAGCUCAUCCCUGUAUGGUGACAUCCCGACACCUUCUGCUUAUGCAUAAUGCCCUUCAUUGCUUUAGUGACUGAAGUUUCUGCACUACAGGGUCUCUAUGGGAACAGACGAUGGAGGCCAAGGUGGUCUCUGAGCUUGAACCUCAUGAUAUAGCUUAACUGUGUUUUGUACCUGAGUGUGAAAAAAGGCAUUGUCAAAGCUGGCUGUGUGAAGAAUGCUGCAGCGCAUCAGUGUCAUACAGGGCAUCACCUCAUGUUUAAGUGAACGUUUCAGUAUGAUGGACACACUUUCCCUCCUUAUGUGAGACUUGGCUAAACUUUUGCUAAUUUGUGGUGGUCCACAAUGGUCGUCUGAGCUAGAGUGAAGGAACCCAAUAGUUGAAGAUGGGAUACAAGACAUAAUUUACUGCUUUUGACAGGCUAGGGUGGCAUAAUUUUGGACAAAAAUAAAAUCCAGUUUUUUGUUUCUUAGAAUUCGAUUUCAAUGUUUUAUUCAGUGACAGCUUCACCAAACUUCACUUUAAUCAUACGUUAUUCUAUCGUCUCUCAAAACAAAACCACGAAAAAUGCUGUAGUGUAUAUGCCAAGCCAGUAAGUGGCGCUGUAACGCUGCCCAGGAAAUGCACAAAAGAUAGAAGAAGAAUACAAAGCAUUCGGUAAAAGUUGUUUUGGCCGGACAAAACUUAAUAGUUUUCAGAAAUGCAGAUAGGCAUCCCCACAGAGAUGAAAUGGUAGUCGUGAACAGAUUUAUGCGCCCUCUGACCCAUUUUCAAAAAGUACCGUUUACAGUCACCUUUCCUUGUGGAUGAAACGCGGAUAUGACAAAAAACUUUUGCGUUUACUCCUGAUUUCGUUUCCGUGUGGACGGGUUGAUACCAGCCUCAGACAGGCUUUUGCAGUGGAAGUGGUUUGCUGUUCAUCGGAAACUGCAAAGCCGUACCAAUUUCACACGGCUGACUUGCUCUUGCCCUAUUUAGCCAUGAAAUCAUCGCCUUCUUUUGUAAACGCCAUGUUUGUUUGCACUGGUGUGUGUGGGUAGUGGGGAGCGCUCUCGCGGGAAGGGGGAGCCUACGGUGGCCUGGAGGUGCGAGAUAUGAUAGAGAGGAAAAUCAAUUCGAUGAUUUGGAUUUUUUUAACAUUGUCAUAAUUAAUAAUCCGAUUACAAUGUUAAAUAGAUUAAUCGUGCAGCCUCACGACAGGCAAUUGAUAAAGGCUCUCUAGACUGGUUCAAAUGCUUAGGUGUCUUGGUAUGUUGUUGCAUCUCUUUUGCAAACAGUAUUGAUUUUCAGUGAGCAGUUUUAUGAUCCCAGGUAGCCUAUUUGCAGCAUGUCUAAGGCCUGGAAUUACAUGUUUGAGGUUAUCAGAAGACAGCACAGCAGUUUUAGCACUGUGAGGAUCAGUAUCAAGAAGAUGCUCAUCAGGGAUAAUAGAGGAUUCAUUUAAGGGGGAUGAUUGUGUGUUAAAGAAUACCGUGCUGAUGAAAUGAUGUUAUCUCUGCUCAGCUUUGAUAAGAUGAAAUAGCCGUAGGAAAUCAAAGAAAUGAUCAAGGUUUCCUCAGACUGCUGAUUGUGUAACAGGACAGUGCCCCGUCACUGGACAAAGAAAUGCAGAUAAAUAACUCAGUCCUGUCACAGGAUCAGCACAGCUCUGUUGUUUAGUUAUUCCUCUUCCAGCUUGCAUGUUAUUUUAGAUAAGGCACCAGGCUUGUCCAGUCCUUGAACAACAUCUGUCACAUACUCAAAAAAAAAAAAAAAAAAGUCCACCCAAGCCGUGGAGAAAAGAACCACAUGUUCCAAAACAAAGAGCAAAGUUCACAGCAAACCAAAUACUGAGAAAGAGCCAAAAAAAAGUCCACUCCUCCUGCUGGCAUGAUGACAGUGUCAUACUGCUCAGGAUUUCAGAUGGCCCCGCUGGUUGAUCUGAGAUAAUAUCAGUAAGGCUUGUGGUGUCAGGGCACGUUGGAUUCAUACAGCAGCCAACAUGUUCAAAAGUGGGCUGAAGAUCAUGGGGAGUGAGUAUGAUUAUAAUCCAGGAUAACUUUGUGUGUGAUAAUCUCCGCAUAAAACCACGUACUGUGUUCUUAGAUGAGCUUCUUCGAGCUUGCUGUGGUGGAUGUUUUGCAAAGGGCUGCAGGGAUAAAGUUUGCUGAUGGGAACAAUCCUGACGGUAUCAAGUUGCUUUUCUAAAACUGUUGUUGCAGACAUCACACUUUAUAGAGUUGCCUUUGGACAAAGCUGACAAGACAAGAAAUUUUAGAUGUUAGAGGGGACAUUCUGUAUUUGUUCCAAUAUUUUAUUUAAUUAGGGGUGAUUAUUAUGAACUGGUGGAGUGACUGUAAGACUGACAUGGAUGGUUGUGAGUUUUAUCUUAGACCUGUCUCCCACAGGGACUCUGUCUAAAUGUGUUUUUUUACUCUUGGUCCUUAUUGAUUUUCCUGAAAGUCCUCGCUCUGGCCACCAGAUGUUUCUGACACAAACCAGUUCCAGCAGGUUUUCACUGAUUUCUCAUAUUAAUGCUGAUGAGGCUUAAGUCAAGAGGAGUGCUUGUAUGACUGCACUUUGCUGCUAAGUGGGGAUAUGGGACGGCCACAGCACAUGGCAGAGGACGUGCAGUCCAAGCAGGCCUCACACAGGAUCUGAUUGCCCAGGAUCUGCCAGUAAUAACACUCCUGUCUCCUUUUCCAGUUUGAUGCUGCUUAGAGUUGGUAUAUAGGUCAGCCUGUAUGUUGUUGGGUAAAGACUAUCUAGUAUGCUGUAUCUGAUAAAUAAUCUUCAAUGUCUGUAUAGGCAGUUCUGAAGUGUGUAGUUUGAGCAUGUCAAACUGAGAGAGGACUUACAUAGAGCUCUUUGUUGGACUGUUUUUCAGUUUUGCUCCCGCAGAACAAUCGUCUCGCUUCCUCUUGCUUCUGCCCAGAUUUAAUCAUGUGGUCUAGUGCUACACUAUUUGACAGUGUGUGCCUUUUAGUAACCCUUAAAGGAAAUACUUUAUUAGCCUCCUCCUUGUUCAUAUCUACCCAGUCAGUACAGAAUGGUAUACUACCAUUUUUUAUUUAUUAUUACACCAGCAGUGAUUAUUUCUUCUUCUGUUUUCUGAACUGGGACUGCUGAUAAGGAUUUAACAUUCAAGCCAGAUUUUUUCCAUCUCCUUUGUUUAUCAAAAUAAUAAUGAUGAAGCUUCACUGUUGUAUAAGACUUUGUACAUGAAGUAGGGGUGGGAAAAAAAAUCAAUAAAGCAUAGUAUCGCAAUGUUUUGUCUGCUGAUAUAUCGUAUCGUCUCUUUGACCAAGUAUUGAUUUUUUUUCAAAUUAAUAGUUAAUAUGUCAAAUCUAUGAUAAUAGGGAAAUAAAAUAAACUGUUUGUCCAGUGAGGUUGGCAGAGGUGACAUCAUAGAGCAGGAGAAAGUUAGAACAACAAAUAUAGCAGCACCUGGGGAAAGACAUUAGGAAUGCAAGCAGGUCACAAAUGAGAUGGACCUGACACAUGAGGUUUGCAAGAUGUGGUACAUGAAAAUAAAAUACUGUGUAAAUAAGACAAACAUGAAGGAAAGACAAAUGCUGAAUUAGCUAAACAGUUGAAAAAGUGGCCCAAGUAUCUUGAUAAUACCGUAUCGUGGGGCCACUGGUGAUUCCCACCCCUAACAUGAUAAGUUGCUCAGAGAGGUUUUAAGAACAUGUUAAAAGCACUGUGAAGAGUAGUCUUGAAGUGUUGUCCUGGAAUGAAGACUGCAUUACCCAUGAGCACCAUGGCUACCUGUUGUAGCAGUGUAGCUCCUUCCAAAAUGUACACUUGUUAAGGAAGCAAAUGAUUAGAGUACGGAUUUUUUUUUUUACACAACUAAGAUAUAGUCCAGGGUAAUGAGGAAAAGUACUGAUUUGUAGCUAUGCAAAAUUAUAAACUGUACUGUAUCCAUGACUACAUUGUGUUAACUCUGGUUUAUUAUUGUUAGAUAUCCCAUAAAAAGUCAAGGAAAAGGUUUUUUGGAACUAUAGAGCUGAGCAAUACAGCCCAAAAAAUAUGGUCUCUGAUUUUUUUUCACACCAAACUUAACUCAAAAUUCUGAUUUUUUUCCCUCUUUAAAAAAACUACAAAUGACAAAGAAAUGACUCAGUUUUUAGCCUCUGUUGUCAAACUAAAGUAAGCACCGUCAAACACGUGGAAUGCUGCAUGAUAAGACUGGACUGUAUGUUUGUGGUAGAAGAACAAAACAACAUCUUCUCCAGCUCCUUGUACAGGUUUUUCUACUGUAUAUACUGUACAAAAGGACACUUUAUCUUUAGCAGUGUGCAGCAUGAGCGCAUUCUUGACCUUGCUAAUGUUUGCUGCUUUUAAUCAGUUGUUUGUGGACUGUAACAGUCUCGUUCCAUGGUAAGAGAUGUGUCUCCUGCUCGGCUGCAUUCUUCUGUUCAAUAUGUUGAAAUAAAUUGGUUGUGCUGCUUCCUGCAGUUGCUACAGACUUUGGACAGACUUAGCAGCGGACUGUGGCUUAUUUGAGGUCUGAUGUAGCAAAACCAAACCAAUUUCAAAGAAGUAAUGAGACUGCACUGUUUUGGGAGCAGACUCCUCAUACAUGCUGGCAGCCAUGUUGUUGUGUCUGAAGGAAGUAAAUGAGAGAGAGGAUGCAACAUCAGGAACUUAAGGAGAACGGCUGAGGAAGUUAAAGAUUCCCAUAGUUUAUGUACAGUGUAUCACAGAUGCAAUGGAGAAUUGCAAAACAAAAAAUAUGGAGUAGGCUUGUCCAAAAUGGUUAAAGCCUCAUAAACAAGUUGAAGCUCUUUGAAAUGAACUCUUAGAUAAACUGAGAAAAGUCAGGCUAGCUGGGACUAUAUGGCGAGAACACAGACUAUAUAUAUACUAUGGACAACUUGGUUCCGCCUCCGGUCAUUAUACGAAUUUGAAGCGGAUUUGCUCUCGGUAUUUUCCGGGAUUUUCUUCCCUUUCCGGAACCACCACUUGCGCAGUAGCAUUUUACACAUUCGUCUGGAGAGUAACUGAGAGACAUUGUGAUGACGCUCAGCUCAAACAACGUAUCCCCUGAGUGAGCUACGCAGUCUUCACACACCCAUAGGCUAAUUCAGGUGUCAAUCAAAGAAAACAUGAACCCCCUAAUAACUUUUAAAAAUGGAGCUGCACAGAAAAAAAGAGGAUUUGAGCAUAAACCAGUCUUACUGUAACUACAUGUCAACAUUACAAAGGGGGGGGAUUUAUAUUCUGUGUAAUAAAUUUCUAAAGUUUGUUCACAGCUCCAUAGGAAUUGUUGGAGGAGACGGGAUUUAUGACUUAUACUGCAGCCCAUAACCAGUGGGUGCUGUUCUCACGGUGGCUUCACCCAGCGAGAAGGCAGAAGGCGUCCAUUCUAUAUACAGUCUACGGGCGAGAAGCCCGCUGUCCUAUGUUCUGGUAAAAAACCAAGCAGCAGAGCACUUUACACAUCUUUAUACUGGAUAAUUGAAAGGGGGGAGGGGGAUAUCAUGCUUUUCCACAUUCACAACAAAAACUACAAAGUUACAAAAAUUGGUGUCCAUACUGUAUAAUGUAUGUGAAGUUUCAAAUCACAAGGUAAACGUAUUUUGUCAUCAACUGAGAAAGAGACAGCAGCUAAAACGAAGCGUUUCAGAUGGAGGCUAAAAUAAUGAUAUUUUAAUACACCACUGUAAGAAAUUUGAGGUUUUUUUUUUUUUUUUUUUUUAUCGCGUAAAGAGGAAUCAGAAAGGAAAUUUUAGAGUCUGAAAAGAAAAAUCAUGAUCUCCCCUCUUAAAGCUCCAACACAGUUAUUUAAGUACAUGUAUGGUUUUUAAAAAUGUCAUAUAUAGUAGUUGAAAAAGUGGCAGUCACACUUUUGUGCCUUUUAUGGAAACGGGACAAUAUUCCUGUGUAUUUUUGGACUGUGUUUGUUUAUGGCUGUGUGUUUACCGGCGUUGUGGCCAAACGCCUUUCUUGUUGUUUGUGUGAAGGAGGUUGACGUUGCCCUCGCAGAUUGGCCCUCAGCAGUGUGUAUGACGGAAGCCAGUCCAUCUGUUAUUGCAGGCAGAGCUGUAAUCCUCCUGACUAAGUCCUCACUCUAUCUAUAAACUAUGAUUUGUCCAAUCUUUUCGGUUUUAAUUUCCAACAGAGGCAUGUGACUCAGCUGACUCCCUCCAAGUCACACUUCUUAUGAGUCAAAUAAUCAAUUGAACACACUGCUGUUUGACAUUUGGAUGGAAAUUAGCUGAUUAGACAUGGUUUUUCAACUAUUACAUAAUACUUUACAGACAAAAUUUAAACUGUUGCGUGUCUCUUAGUGCACCCCUGAGUCUGAGAGCAUCCUGUAGAUUUUUUGUCCUUUCUUUUAUGAGUCACACCAACAUUAUAGUUUUUCAGGGCAGCAUUUCAGUGAGCACAGAUUUCAGAGAAGUCGGGUUCAGUGUGUUGUUGCUCCUGCUACAAUGGAAACAAAUUUCGUCAGUGAGUCUGUUGGUGUAGCCCUGGAAUUUGGCCUGCUGGCUGCAGACAAGAGCACAAGAUAUGAAAAUGCAGAGGUAAACAGAGAAGUGUAAAUGCAAAAUUGAAGGUUGAGUGCACCCAGCUCAGACCAGCAGCUUGUUUGAGUUUCGUCAGCCCAGAUUGUCAUGUGUAUUUUUUCACGACCAAGCUCUAAAGGCUAAAAACGGUUCAAGGGUUUUGGUUGAAUCAAAAAAGUGGCCUCUAAGUCUGUUUCACGAACUCCUCAUUGUGGUUUAUUAGUUCCUCAAACACCUCAUUUCCUCCAGAUAAACUGUGGUAAAGGGUGAUGUUGCGGCUCUUAGUGUGCAGCACCAGUAGAAACUUGUGAACAGCAUCUUGACACAAAAUCCUGUCGACGGGUUGCUGGUUUUGUUGCUUUUGCACUGCAGAAGGGAAAAAAAGAAACAGAUCAUUCUUCUUAUCACCUUUGAAGUUUCCAGCUACUAGUUGAAACUGAAGUAACAGGUGACCUAAACCCCACAAUUUGACCUGAAGAGGUGAGGUCACUCCCUCCCCCAGAUCCCCGUGACUCAUCAAAUCUGGACAUUUUAAGCAGCUACUAUACAUAAAAAAUUAACAGAGGUUACCUACCUAACAAAUGUACUGUUUUUGUUGAAUUAACAGAUAACAAACAAUUAAUCUGACAGUCCUCUCACUCUGGUUCUUAGGAUCGAUUUAGAAUUUUUAUUUGUUGUGUAAGGCUUUAAAUGCACUGGCUAAUCUCUUUCACUAUCACUCUCCACUUAGACCUCUGAGAUCAACUUACCAGCUGCUCCGAAGAUCCUGAGAUCGAAAUUGGAGAACAGAGGGGAUCAAGCUUUUGUGGUUUCUGCUCUCAAGCGAUGAAACGGUCUAUGGUCCUGACCAUAUCGGAACUUCUCUGACUUUUUAAAUAUUUUUAAGUCACUGCAAAAAAACCAUCUUUUUUAGUAGUGUCCCGAUACAAUUUUUUUUUCUUUCCAUACGAUACCAAUAUUGCAAUGUCUUUUUCUGACAUCACUCCUACUCCUUGCUACUUUGUUAGUAUCUCAGCACACACUGUUGUUGUGAUCAACUGGGCUCUGCAUGCUGGAUCCGAGUCCUGCUGGAUAGAGGUGCUGAAGCGGAAUCUGGAAAGGACUGCUUGUAUCAGAGUGCUGAUAUCGGAGAUUUUAGAUGCAGGCCGAUACAAUCCGAUAUUUGUUUUUUGCUGAUAUCGUACCAAUAUCAAUAUCGGAUCAGGACAACCCUAGUUUUUAUUUUGUUUUUGUGGAAAUAGGUAUAACUUGACUUGUUUUUUGGUAGAAGAGGGGGAUGAAAUGAGAUGAGAUGCAGAGAAAAAGAUGAAUUGUUAUGAGGUAAAAGAAUCAAAGGUGAGGGACUGAAGAUGUAAAACUCAAAAAGAAUCGAUGAUUGUUACAGUAAACAUCUAAAAGAGAGACGUCCAGUGUGUCUGCUCUUCAAAUACUCCCAUAUUACCGAGUAGCUCCAAUGAUCAGCAAGGUCAGGCUUACAGAUUGUGCAGGCAGCUCUUUUCUCUGCAGUGUCUGGGGAAGUUUUGAGACACAUUUUGCACUGGCCUCUACCUUGUUUCUGUUCUUUAAACAGCUGUUCCUCCUCGGUUGUUGUUUUACAUGUGCUACACAAAGCAGAGAUAGUAAAGAUGCAAGAUGUCUCACUCCUGAGUAUUUUAUGUUUUUGUUAACCUUUUGCUUCACGGUCACUGCUUGGCGUGUGCCACUCUCCGUACAGAUAGUGAAAAUGCAAACGUCUUACUCUUCAGCCCAAUUUUUGGGGACAAAUCAUUGCACCCCUAGCAUGCACAUAUAGAUACUUUUAAAAUCCAUAUCCUGCAUAGUCAUGCAGAAUAUGAGUCACAUAAUCAGGGCAAAAGAUUCAAUCAGGCAUAUAUUUAACAGUUAAUCAGACAGCAGAAGGUUGUCUUUCUAGAGAACAGUUGAGUUCAGCGAAGAGGGAGGGGUCUGUAGGGGUCACUCAUAUCACUGCAAGUGACUUCACACUUAAUUUAUUGAAGAGCACCAGAAAAAAAGAGGUGUACUGAGUUGAGCUUUAUUGCCUUUAUUGUAUUUAUUUUUAAUUCUAUAUCGUUUACAUGCCAACAAUAUUAUUAAGGCUUUAAGUUUAGGGGCUUGGUGGCUCUCGAUUGCAGUGCAUAAAAAUAUGAACAUCCAUCCUAAAAAAGCUUUCUGCAAGGUUUUUAGACUGGAUUCUGUCUGUGGUAGCUAGACUGUAUUAUUUUUAAAGUAGUGCCUCUGCUCAACUUUCCACAGCUCCUGUCCCAAAUUUCAUCAGGAGGUAAUAACUUGUUGGUAUGUAGUAAUUGCUCUCUGCUGUUUGGGAUGCAAUUUUGGGAUUAGCUUUCAUUUUCUGGCAGUGACCAUCUGUCAACGCCACAAAAUAGCAGUGCACUGGGAUUGAAGAAGAUAAAGGUUUUAUUACUAAAUGUUUUUCCAAGUGAGCUUCUUCUUGAAUCUGUCAGUGAUGUUUUGGAUCUGUCAGUGGUGUUUUGGAUCUGUCAGUGGUGUUUUUGUAGAGAAAAAAGAUGAGUAUCACUGUUGGAAAUGUUGACAUUGUUGUGUAGGUAAAGUCGUCCCAUGCAUUCCUAGUGUUGUGUCUGCUUGUCAGUGCUGGUUCUGGUCUAUUUAAUAAUGAUAAGAUAUCAGUGUGCUCGGCCUGAAGUCUCUCUGGAACAACACGCUGUGGGGGUAGCAGAGUGGAGGAGGUGGUGGGGGUAGUGGGGUAGUUUUAAAUGUAGGUGGUAGGUUAAUAAUCUUUCUGUCUACCUCUGUAAAGUCUCUCCAGCGUGCACCAGAGGGGCCUGCUUUGUAGGAAAGAUCUGAAGUGUGAUAGCCAUCACACAUCCUCCCUCUCAGGUUUAGGUGUACUGGUUUUAAGUCAUUUACAGAUUCACCCUGACUUUAUUCUCAGUUAUAUUUCACCUCACAUUUCCUGCACUCGUCCACACCCAGAGGGCUGGUAGCUGCACAUGCUGUCCCCAGCCUGUGACAGCUCCUCUGUUUGCUGCUGAAAUGUUUAAUGAUUAGGUGGGAUAUAAUUCCAUUGUAUAAAAGAGGCUAAGCUGUCAUUUUGGACGGAAAAUGGAACAUAAGCAGGCUGCUUUCCCUCCUUUGAUCCCCUACAUCCCAUAUGCUUGCCUGCUUAGGCAGAUGCCUUUAAUACCAAAAUGACAUUGUAAUCUUGAUAAGCGUGCAAGUGUAAUCUGAGCCACAUUACAGACAUCUGUCUGCCUGGUUAUUCACUGAUUUCUUUUCAAACCAAACUCCCUGACUGGACUGUCGGGCUCUGCAUGGAAAACACAGACUCGAGGCAAAAACAAGGUAAAUAGUGGAUAUUGUCAAGCUGAAGGCUGUUUUCACAGAAAGAUGGAUAAACUUUAAUAGAGUGUUUUCCUAGAAAACAAUUUCAUCCUAUCUUUCCAUAUAUAGAUUAUUUAAUGCAUUUGCACUGCUCAUAAAAAAAGCUCAAAUCCUUUCAAUUUAGGUUAAUGGUGAUUGCAAACAGAGAAAUGAUGGAUUAACGUCACCAUCUGCUGAGGAAUGUGAUCAGAUGUGUGGUAACCAGCAUGGUGCUUGAUUUCACUGUGAGCUCUUGUCUGCAUGUUCAGACUCUCCAUGCACUGAUUUUCAGCUCUGCAUAUCAAAUCUACAAACGGCAAACCACAUUGACUUCUUUGCUACUACUGUUAUUCUGAAGGUUAAUAAAUGUCUGUGUAAGUUAACAUAAAUUAAUCUUCUUUGGUGCUGAUACCACAUUAGCAUACCCACCAUUAAUUAGCCACACGUUACUCUUGAUUGACGUAAUGACACUGCGCCUCUUAGGCACUAGUAAUCAACCAAUAGUCACUGUAUUGGCAAAUGAAACAAGAAGCAACCAAUAUUUUGGAGUUGUGCACAUGCUCCCAAAUACAUUUUAAGUCGUACAGAAUAAACUUUUGGAUGCAUGGGCAACCUAAAUGAUCAAAAUUUUAAGCCUCAAUUUGAAAGUCUUAAAUGCCGCCAAGGCUUAUGCUAAUGAAAGCUCCAACAAGGUGAUUAUGAAAAGAACUGACAUUUUAGUUAACUGACUAGUUUAGAGGUAAAAAGGACUCGGAGAACAGUCAACACUGAGCACCAGAAGUUUGUCGUUACAUGGGUUUACAUCGUCAGGUGGUAAACAGUAUCAAGUGGUUUGUUGAGUAUGCAUAAUGGAUGCCGUGCUAGCACUAUUAGCCUGUAAUCCUCCUUGUGGUGGUUAUGCAUUACUCUGGUCAAGUGAAAAUAUGGCAGGCAAACUAGACAUACAUAACCUUAUCUCCAUAUUUUAUGUCUUUCGAACUGCCAUCUAUGCUUGUUAACAUCUGGUUAGAGCAUUGCAGUAUUAUGGCACUGGCCCCCUAGUGGUAGGUGGCAGCACUGCGAGUUCGACACGACAUAUGACCAGAUUUUCAGAGCGACAUUUUGAAAUCCUCUUUUUUUCAGACUUUUCUGCUGUUAUUUAAUUUUUGUAAUAUUUUUUGAAAUGUAUUUUAAUGGUGAUAUUUAUCAAAAACUAUGUGAACUAGGGCUGGGUGAUAUGGCCUCAAAUCAAUACCAUGGUAUAUUGAGCAGUUCACCUUAAUAAGGAUAAAUUGACGAUAACACUCCACAAGCUGCUCACCCCCUUCCACAUUAACUUCAUCGACUUCAGCCGCCGCUCCAGCUGCUACAACUUUUGAACCGUCCUCCAUCUCCUCACCUGUCUUUCCCUCUUUGUUACAGACUGGAUGGGGUGGAGUCACGUCUCUGACGUAGGACAGCGUCUUAAAGGGACAUGAGACCAUAACCUACCUACUCAUUUAUUUUUUUGACACAGAAUAUACUGAUAUGGGCAAAAUGACAUCUGUUAUUGUCGUAAAUUUCAGUAUUGGUAAAUUUUGGUUUAUUGCCCAGCCCUAAUGUGAACUCAGUAGUUUGUCGUCCCUAUCAUGCCUCUCACUGAAGCUUUAGCAUGAACAGUAUGUUUGAUCUUAGCUGCUUAAAGAUGCUUGUGUAGUAAAGGGUGUGACUGAGGAAGCAGUUUGUUGAAAUCAGCUGAGUGAAAGAUCAAGUCUCUAAAAUGCUCCAGUUUUCUGUGAGAAAUACAAGUAGACUCCCCUGUCUGUAGUCCUUGUAUUGCGAAGAUUGUGUAGUGAUAUAUUUGUUUCCCAAUGCCAUCAUCUGACAAUUUAACUGUUAAUUGUCUUUUUUUAGGGUUUUGCAGUCUUUAUAGUUCAGCAUUGGAAGAACCUCAGUGUCUAGUUUAAACAAAGUAAGAUAAUUGUAAUGAUAAAAAAAAGAAUCAGUUUGUAGUGGAGGCAAUGUGACUGAAUGACAACAACAAAACCUUGUGUUUGCUCCUGAGACUGUGCAUAUGUCUGUGCUGACUUGGAGUUACUAUCACAGUAAACUGAAUAUUACUGUGAUCCACUUUGUUCUGAAAAAGGAAAGAAUUCAAAUUAUAACUCCUGCUCUAUGAUAAGGAGCCAGUUUGCUGCUAUUUUCGGACUUUUGGCAGCACUUAUGGACAACUGUUUCCAGUGUCCUUCAGUUUUACAAGCUUGCAGCUUUUCUUUUCUGCAACGUCUGAAGCAGUUUUGUUGCAUGAUCAGACAUGGAAAUAAAACUGCAGCCUUGCCAAAAAAUGCUGUAAAUGAGUUUGAAGCUUGUUAAUAAAGAGAAAACACUGCAUCAGUGUGUAGAGGAACAUUACUUAUGUGUCACAUGUGAUGAAUGGACACAAUUUCUGCUGAUGAUCAAACUUCAAUGAAAGUUCCUCUUGACACUAUCAUGCUGACUCAAGCUGCCAUAUGAAUCUUUUUUCUUUCCACCCUGUGUUAGUUUUUGAUUUCCAGCACCCAGCGUCAUUCAUUCACAACAGCAGAGUCAUCAGUCAAUGGUGAGAAAGUGGGAGUUCAUCACUUCUGUCCUUGUGACAUGAUUUGUACUACUUUGUGUCUUCCUGAGAGAACGCUUUAAUGAUUUAUGGCUCAUAGUUUCAUGGCUGGUUUGGGAUCAGGUUGAAGCACAUGUGGUUGACUGAAACGGUUGGUAUGAAACAAAAAGUCAGUGGCCUGUUCUGCUAAGGAUGUAACUACAUGUUAUGUGUGUGUUUGUGUGUAUGUGUCAGGUCAGGGCUUGAUUAGCACAGCAGGGCGUAGCACUCAUGUCCAGCUGCUCUCUCCAGAAGUGUGCCAUAAUACACAGCAAGGACUCCACUGAUUGAUCCACCAGCAGAGGGAAAAACGCGGUUUAGAAAUUAAUGAGACAUAUGGCAUGUUGCUUCUCAAGUCCCUCGACUGCCUCUGACAACAACACACAGGUUGUGUGAUUUGUUUGCUUGUUGAAAGUGGGGAAAUGAACCUGGUGGUUUCUACAAGUUAGCAGAGAUCAAGGAUGUGCAGCAUUGACUCUGUUGUGCAAUAUAAUGAUGUUACAUCCAAUCCGUGACUUAAUUUGGGCCUGAAAUCCAUUCAUCUGUACUAUGUGGUAGAAUUUAGUGAGAAAUGACCCCCAUGAUUAUAAAAAUUUGACAAUCCAGACUAGGGCUGCACGAUAUAUCGUUUGAGCAUCGUCAUCGCGAUGUAUGUGUGUGCAAUAGUCACAUGGCAGAGCCUGCGAUGUCGGAGGUGAAUGAACUCAGUUAAUUUCAAGGGUAACUGACUGAGAUACACUGCAUGUGACUCUGAAUGUGCUUUGCAGCGAUCCACCAAUCACCUUCGUUCUUUAUUCAGUUGCCAAUCAGACUCAGUUCUCAGUUGCCAAUCAGACUACCCUGCCAGCUGUCAAUCAAAAUCAGAGAGGAGGAAACCCACCCCUGCACAUGUCCUGCACAUGGAGGGAGUCGCUGGCGCUACCGGAGUUGAGCCGAGAAACGUGUGUCCAAUGAGAAUUACUUUCGGAACAUUACUCAUCACUGUUUAGCCCAACAAAUAAGAGCUGUAUGUGUUUUAAAUUGUACAUUUCCGUGGACCACUCUACUAUAAGCAGGGCGCUUUUUGUGAGGUGCAUGCAAUUCUCGGAGGACAUGCGUUUCUCAGCACAACCCCGGUAACAACAAAAACAACGAUUCCAGACUGAGCAACAAACAGAGAAAACCACAGAAGAUGAAGACUUGUUGCCAAAAAAAGAAAAGGAAAGUCAGUUAUCUGGAAUUAUUUCUCUUACAAGAAGGAUGACGUCGACCAAAACACGUGUUCUGUGUUCAUCUGUUGCCACAAUAAUGUCCCAGCACAAUAAAAGCUAAAAAUAUCUCUGAGACAGACAGAAGCCAUUCUACUAACAUUCACAAAAAGAGGUAAGAUCAGAGCAGGUUAACUGUCCUCAAGAUUUCAGCAGUGCAGCACAACAUUAAGUGCUAUUCAGGUCAUCUGGUGAAAAUUCCUGUAUUUUUUAAUAUCACAAUAUAUAUCGCAGGGUUGAAAAAAAUCACGAUGUUAGUUUUUUUCCAAUAUCAUGCAGCCUUAAUCCAGACUAAACACAGCAGUGUUGUCUGUUGUGUUGCUCUUGUUUUGUUCUAUGUGUUGAAUGAAGCAAACCUUUCCAUGAAUAGCCUUUACUGUCACUUCAUAAUAAGAUCAAAAUCAAACAAAGCUUAAUGACAUCAAUGGUGGACCACCUUAUCGCAAACACUUGUGCAAAAGUGGUACAAACUAUCAGGUGAGAGAGGAGAGCAGGAGAAGAGGGGAGGGCAGGGGGAGAGAGACGAGAGCAGCAGAGAGAAGGGUAGGGGGAGAAAGAAGUGUAGGGGGAGAGAAGAGAGCAGGGGGACGGAGAAGAGCGGGGGAGAGGGGAGAGCAGGGGGAGUGAAGAGGGCAGGGGGAGAGAGGAGGGUAGGGGGAAGCAGUUGUCUGAAAAGCCAAGGGACAGAAUGAACAUGACAGGGAAGAGUUUUUGAGUUUUUACGAGUUUUUUUAAAAAGUUGCAUUUUAAAUGACUGUGAUGCAGAUGUGAAACCAUGGGUUAUUGUUUUGAUUGAUUGUAAUAUCAAUAUCAAUGAAAACGAUUGUGAUUAUGAUUUUUGUCAUGAACCAGCAGCCCUGUUAUGUGAUGGUUAUUUGCUCAGGGUCAGAUGGUUAGAUGCUGUUGAAAGUCCUAACCUGUAGAACAUCAAAGAAACUUGUCCAAAUGAUUAAAUGUUGUCACCCCCUCAAGUUGUCACCAGAAUUACUCAUCACUUAAAUGAGUUGGAUAUAUUUUUAUUGUGGCAGUAGACUUAAAAAUUCGGUUAUGUGUAGCAUAGCCACCCACGGGUUUAACAGACAUUGUACUGGUUAAUGGUAACGGCUGUAAUGGUGUUUACUCCACUAUAACCAUGGAUGCAAACAAGCACAGAUGACAGAUAGCACAUCAUGGCACAUCACAGUCUGGCAGUAUUUUGAUCUGGAGAAUUGAGGUAAAUUGGAUGUAGGCUGUCUCUGACUGGCUUGCAUGUGGCACAGGUUUGUUGACACCACCUAAAGGCUGAUAGUGCUGACUCUGCUAGCAUUAGCCACACUCAGGUGACUACUUAAAAAACCCAGGGUCUUUGUAAUCCUGUGUUUGGCCUUGGUAACUCGGUCAUGCCCAGUUUGGACUUGUUUCUUCUUACUUUCUUAUCACUUGAAAAGCUGUGACUUGCAUAUGUAAUAUUUCCUGCACAGACAGAUCUCAUCAUUGUGGCUCCCCAGCAUGAGUAUGGUGCCAGAGGAAGAGAAGUUAUGUGUGCAUGUGGUAAAUUGUUGCUGCAUUUGUUUCCAGGUAACACUUUUUUAUUUUCUCUCGCCUCCAGUCACCCCCGAUCUGUUCCCUGAAACACCCCUGGUUCCGUCCCUGCCUGCAAUAUCACGAGCCAGCUCUGUUCCUCAGAAACCUCAGAGGCGCAGCAGCGGCGGAACUGACAGCGCUGCCAGGCCCCGGCCGUGUCGCUCAGCCUCCAGGCCAGGCCCCAGCAGAGGCAGCAUGGAGGUGGGCAUGCGCGUGGUGCGUGGCCUGGACUGGAAAUGGGGAAACCAGGAUGACGGAGAGGGCCACGUAGGCACUGUAGUGGAGAUUGGGCGGCAGGGCAGCACCACCACACCAGACAAGACAGUGGUGGUACAGUGGGACAGCGGCACACGGACCAACUACCGCACUGGUUACCAGGGGGCCUAUGACCUGCUGCUCUAUGACAACGCCCAGAUUGGUAAGUGCCCAUGUUCAAAGGUCAUCAGAAACCCUCGAGCUUGUUAAGUUCAAAUACACACAUGACACACACAAAUAUGAUAUCUGAGUUUUCAGUUUCAAGCUGAAGUGCAAAUCCCAACACUAAUGCAGAAUUAGUUCAGCAAGAAUCCACAUGCAGUCAGUGCUCAGGUCUAAGUCAUCUGUGCUGGAGUCCAGGUCAAGUCCUGAAAAUCACAACUUGAGUCACCCGUGUGUCUGAGUCCUGGAUUUAAGUAGCACAACCCUGCUCUGAGGCAACUGUACCAACUCAACCCAGGCUGUAUGGUGUAAGAACAAGUGUUUUUAGGGCAGGGUGGGAUCAAAAGACCAGUUUCCUUAUUCCAACUCUCUGUCCCAAAACUAUUAUUUUGAUGUCCAACAGUGUUUAACUGCUAUAGAGGAAUAAAGGUGUGUUUUUUGGGGGGAAUGCAAAAUAUUGUCAAUUAUCCCUAUCAGCCAAAUUCCAUAAAUAUCAGUAUACUGUCUUUGUCAAUAUCACACACCCCUUAUAAUUUGCAAAACCUCUUUACGCUCCAGUGAAAUGAAAGAAAUCGCUCAGUUUCAGUGUUGUUCUAAUGAUAUAAAUCAAAACCACAAAAUGAUUUGGUUUAUUUCAAACAUCAGGUAAAUUCUGCUCUUAAGGCUGAAAGUGUGACCAAGCAAUAAAUGCGUGCAACCAUAUAUCUUUGUUUGCUUUACUGAACACAUAUGGUUGUUGUAUCCUAAGACUUGGUCUCUGUUUGACAUGUUUUGAACUUAUUUAUAAUUCAUAAUCGUGAAGUUUAGUUCACUGAAAAAUGUCUGUUCAUUUGAUUAGAUGAUAAGAGACCAAAUGAAUCCGUUUUAUUCACAUCCUGUCUUUUGCUGUUGGGGUUACAAAAAACUAUUAGGUUAAGAUGGGUCUGUUGACUAGACAACAUUAAAAGCACCUUUUAAAACCGAUUUAUCAUCAUUACCCUUGGUCGCUUGGACUUUUCAGAACUCUGAAUUUAGAAAUUCAUUUUCAGCUCCAAUAAUCAAUUUUCAUAGCAUGCCAAUUAAAAAUCAGUAAAAACAAAGCUUCUCUUUUGGCCUCUUUGGUCUCAUGUUUUCUUUAAAAGCUAUUUUCUCAUGUUUAUCUGAUAUGUUUUUCUCCAGCUCUCCUCUACUUUCACAAAGCCCGUGUUGAGAUGGCCUGAUACAGUUUGGCCUAUCUCUCAUGGUCAGCCAUCCAGCUCUAUUUUGGAAUUGAAUGACACACACAUUAAUGCAGGACUCAUUAGGAUUUUGCUCCAUUUAAAGCGACAUUUUUCUGCCUCAGAAGCUUGCCCUUCAAUUAAUGGAGCAAAUGAAGAGGAGGAGGAGAGAUGAGGAGCUGAGGGGGUUGGGGGUAUUUUUGUCGUGCUGUUUGUGCCUCAGUUCUUCCACAUCUCAUGAUAUUAGCCAUUGUGAAAAGUUACAACCGUAAGGACAUGACAUAUGCCUUGAAUGCUUCAGUGACCUGCAUAUCACAGAUACAGAGAGGAGGAUCCUAUUUACUCGACAGGACAUGACAAGUUCCUUAGACUUUGUUUCAAAUGAAACGGAAAUGGAGAGAUGGAGACCCAGCUCAUUUCUCUUCUCUUUCCCUCCAGGUGUGCGCCACUCAAACAUAAUCUGUGAUAGCUGCAAAAAGCAUGGCAUCAUGGGAAUGCGAUGGAAGUGCAAAGUGUGCUUCGACUAUGACUUGUGCACCCAGUGUUACAUGAACAACAAGCACGACCUGAGCCAUGCUUUCGAGCGUUAUGAGACAGCACACUCCCAGCCGUGAGUACUACGCCGCCAAUUCCCAGACAGCUUUGUCAUGUGAAUUCAUGCAUCUGGUCUGUCUUUUUUUGCCUAACCGGUUUUGUUCAAAUCCAGUUCAUCUCAUAGGAGUUAAGACCUGACUGACCUUAUUAAUUUCCCAAAUUAACUUGUCUGCACAUGCCUUCUGAUCUAGGUUGUGAUAUUAUCAGGUUUCAGUGUUGUUGUGGCUUUGUGCUGCUGUCUAAAUAACGUCAGAAUUUCUUCCCAAAAUGCAGAAUUUGUACUGAAUGGAAAAUCUGGAUUUAAAUCAAUGAAGACCACUGAGUUUUUAAGUGUCAUAUGAACAUGUAAAGAUGCAUCCCUUUUGCUCUCAGACUCUAGGAAGUUUAAAAAACUCUUUCAUAUUAAGAAAAAUGAUAAUCCUAUCCAGGGAGGCAUAUUUACUGUCUGUGCACUGUCCUGUCCCAGCUCAGAACAGAAUUCAUGCCGAUACAUCUGACGCUGAUGCAAUAGCCAUUAAAAAAGAAGUGAUAUAUGACUAAUAUUGAUGGAAGAUUUUUACAAUCAAAAACUGAGAAUUCAGAGGAAUGAUUUUAACAAAGCAAACUGAGAGCAAGAGUAUCAGCUGUGUGUUUGUAAAGCAGAGGAACCCAGUGAGCAUGAAGUGUAAAGCUGCAGUGUUAACAAGCAUGAAUGAUCAUUAACGAGCAUUACUGAGUGUUAAUGAGCCUUAAUGAGCUAACAGUGACCUUUUGGUCUGUAUUAUAACAAGAUACAUGCGCGUAUGUUAUAGGCUGAUGCCUUCCAGCUAUAAAUAUAAAGGCCAAAGACAGAAUGAAAGGGUUACAUCUUUAACUGUGCUCUGCUGCAAUGUAUGUCACAUAAUAUGCAUGUUAUUACCACUUUGAGAACACACUGUACAAGAAUCAAAGGUCCUUUGUUCAAUUAUAGACCCUCAAAAUUAUCAGUGAGGCAGAGAUCUUAUAAAAUCAAGGCUGUGAUGCUGUUAAAUGCAAUAUUAUAAUACAUUUUUAAGCCAAAAAUGCCAUAGGAGAUAUUUUUUGGUUCAGUCCAGCGCUGUUUACACACACAGUGUCCUAAAAAAAAAAACAGGAAUAAAAUAAUGUCCCUUUAAUAGAAAAUAAUUAUGAUCAUCAUGAUGUACAUAAUCGUGUAGUUGUAGUGACUCAAACAUUGCGCAAGAGUAAUUAUGUGUUUAAUCCUGUCUUUGCUUUAAUCAGUAAAGUCUGCGUUUCAAGAAUUCUGGAUGACCUCUCAGGAUGAGUGUUUUAAGCUUGUGGCUGAGAAAUGCCUUUACUCUGAAACCAAGCUAUUCUUAUGUAAUCUAAUAUGUCUUUAAUUCAGCGCAAUGCAAUGAGUUUUAUUCCAGCAAGCCUUGUUCACAAGCAAACCAGGGUCAUUUAAACUUAGUUGACCCUUUCACAUUAACAUUAGACAGAAUUAUUCGACUUAUUUCUUCAUGUAAAGGUCUUAGUAAGGAGGUAGUGCUCUGUGCCGUGUCUGUAAGCACUUUUAAAUUGUUGUUAAUCUAGCAGCAGACAUUUUUAGCAAGAUUUGCACAGAAACAAAACGUGCAGUUGUUUCUGUGUGUUUAGUCAGCUUAGGCAAAUCCCGCUUGGCCUUGCAGUGGAUAAAUGUUUAGUGAGCUGAUUCCAAGUGUCCCGUGUAUCCAGCUCUCCCUUCAGAAUCCACUCUUCUGCAUCAAUUCACAGUAAAGCUCCAAACGGCUCCAGGCACCGUCUGAAUGUCAGCUGGAUGGCCUGUUCUCUUUUUAACGAGGUGAUAUGUAUGACCCAGAUAUCUUCUAUAGUUUGGUCUGGUCCAGGUCCAACUCAGUUCCAUUUAUUUUCUGGAUCUUGCUGCCCAAGACUCUGUGAAAAUAAUGAUUGCCGUCAUGAUUGUCUGACCUGAAAUUCUGACUUGUACUUUUAAAAAUGAUCAAUAGUUAAUUCUCUCAAGUUAGGAAACCAUAAAUUCUUCUGGAGUUGUUGAACCAAUCGUGUGUUCCUAAUGAAAGGAAUGUUCCCUGAUCUAAACCUGAACCUUAAUGAUCAGAGCGAAAUAAACAGUAAUAAACAAACGACCUUCAGUCUUUGUCAGUGUCAGUGGUUGGUUACUGUGUUGCCGGCUGAUGCAUCUUGAUUCACAAUUUGUUUUCUCUUCGAAGAACUACAGGCUUAGAAGAGUGAUUAUUUGAGCAAUCUUUUAUUGUCUGUAUUGCAAACAAAGUACAAACAGCAAUAAUAGCAUCCAGAAUGAGAGUAAUAAGAAUUAUUUUAGGUAACAUGAAGAAAAUAGAGGCAUUUAACAGUGUUAAAUUAGACAGAGCUGUCUAUGGCAGCUGAAAUGAAAUACAUGCUGGUAUUUAUAGGGCAGGCGCUGUUGGCAUGGCUCCUAAAGAACUCAGUUUGCUCUGUAAAUAUAACAUUUACUGACAAAUGCAGUGCUUCAUUCUGUUUAUCAUCAAAACUGGUUGUGUAGUCACAUGAAACAUAAGAUUCAGCAAGAAUCCCUUUCAAGUAUCUACAAGUAAAAAUGGAGAGAGAGAGCACUUUAACCACAAAUCCAUGAAUUUAGAAUGUCAGUAAAAUAGUUUAAUAUUAUGGUUGUUAGGCAGAAACCUUUGAACUCCAUAUUUUGACGUUUAAGGUUUUUUUGUAUGAAACAGUGCUAUUAAUCUCUCCUUGAGCCUGUAACAGGCUUUUACACAUUUAUCAGGUGAAAGGUAUUGUUAAAACUCUUGUCAGCGAAUCUCAUUGGGGUGUCUUGUAAUGUGAAAGAACAAAAGGUGUGUACUGGAGAUACCAGGUUUCUACCUGACAGCAGUUAUAUGCUCUGAGAAACCAGAUGAAUGAAAUUUAACAUCUUUGGCUCUAAAUCUGUAAAUGGUUGUCAUAUUCAGUUUCAUCUUAAUAUGAUGACCUGUUUUUUACGGAAGCGUAUUGCAUUCACCAAAAAAAAAAAAGCUGUUUUUCAGAGUAACUUUUUUGUCUUCUGUUUUCAGGCUAAUUUUUCUGUUUUUCAUACAUUUUUUUGUUUUGUUUUUCAGAAUAAUUGUUUUUCCUAUUCUCUGGGAUCAUGAUGAUUUAAAAACAGACACUGCCAUCCCCCUCUGCUCAAUUUAUUGGAAGCAAACAUGGCCCAUUUGUUUAGUUUAAUCAAGUUUUACUUUCUUUUGGGUUUGAGACACUGGGAGAUAAAAAAAUAAAGCAGUAUGAAAAACAAUAAAAAAUUGUCAGAAAAAAAAAAAAAAAAACAGAAAGAGGGGAGAAAAUAUUAGUACAAAAAAAAAAACAAAAAAAAAAUAGUCAGAAAAACAGAAAGAAGAAAAAAUUAGUCAGAAAAACAGCUCUAACUCGGUAUGAGAGGCAUGGUCAUGGUACUUCCACUCUGGAUGAUGGUGGGGUCCAUAUGUUGUAGUGGACCAGUUUAUUUUUGGUGAUCAUGCUGAAUCCAAAAAGCGCAGCACUCAUUUGGCACUCUGACAGUUGUUUGAAAGUCAUUUCAUCUACCACCUCAGUUUACCCUUAGAGGUAUUGAUUGGUAAUCAAGGCUCAAAUGUUGUUUGCUUCAGCAGUGUACUUGAUUAGAGAGCUUUUAUAUAUAUGUAUUUUUUUUUUUUUUUUGUGGAGCCACUCCUUACCCGUGGGAAACUGCACACUCAACCUGACUUGUUAUGUUUCACAAUUAGAAGACCUGCGUAUUCCUUUUGUUUAUAAGAUUCGUAACACCAGUGAUUUACAGUUUUACCUUUAGAAACUGGUCGGAUUAGCUUAAUCCUUGUUUCUGUAUCUAUACAGCAGCCUGCUUUUAUAUAACAUGUUAAAAAUAAAGCCAUAGUGAGCAACCGCAUCUUUAAUCUGACUUACUUAGAUGUUGCUUGACAUGGUGCUCAGAUGAUGCGUGACAUGAGAGUGAGAUCAGGCUUUACCCAGAGAGCUUAAAAUAAGUCAAAAAACACUCCUGACUUAUUUUGGGAUGAAGCUACUUCAUACCAGUGCUGCCAUUUAAAUGUACAAUAAGAAGCAGUGUUAAAAUACUGCUGUUGAAAAGAGACUCAAACCUUUGGGAAGAGUUUAUUUCUGACAAACUGUCAGAAUUUAAGGGUGCAUUAUACGAGGUCAAAUAGGAGAUAAAUUAGGCCUGGACGAUAUAGAAAAAAAGCAUAUCGAUAAAAAAUAAAUCAUAUUGAUCGAUAUCGAUAAUUAUCGAUAUAAUUAUUAUAAUUAUUUAACAUAUAUUUUAAUUGCAGCCCUGGAUGUUUUAUGCUAUUGCUUAAUGACCUACUUUUAAUAAAGAACACACAAGCACUGAAUUCAAAUUCAAACCUUUAUUCAACCACCUUUUUUAUUUUACAACUGAAAGUUUUUUAAAAAAGAACUAAAAAAAAAGAAAUCAACUUAAGUGGCCUGAGUGACGUCAGUAAAUACUGACAAACAUAAAGACUAAAGUGACCAGAAAAUCUGAUAAAUAAAUAUUUAAAUAGUCUUUUGAUGAAAAUAAACAAAACAAACAAAUAUAUAAAUAAACAGAAUAGCUUUAGGUGGGAAUAGCAUACUACCACUUCUAACUGUGUGGGAAACUGCCCACAGCCUGGUGUCUGAACACUGAAAUAUUUCUCCCGGGGUCGGGAGAUUUAUUUUUUUUAAUUAUCAUGUGAUUGACUUAAUACACAAACUAAGCACGCGAAGCAGGACUUAUCCACGCCGGUGUUGUGUCGUAGAAUGCACCCCUGCCGAAUGCACCCCCUGCUAGCAGCCAUGAUCCAAAUACUCGCGUCUUUGUAAAAUAUGAGCUCAUUUUCUUCCACUCUAAGAAGCUAAUGAGUGGACGGGAUGCAGGGAUGCAUUCUAUAGCACAACACCGGAACGUAUUUCCUCCGCACCCUUCUCACCUUAUCAACCCCUGACCCAUUUUCAUGCCUGAAGCGCUGUGUUUGAGAAAUACUUGCGGCCGGGCACUUCAUAUCGCGGGUCGAGAGUGGCUAGAAGCUGGUCGAAGCCAGGCUUUUCAACGGUAGUUAUUGGCAGUAUGUCCCUCGCUAUGGAGCAUGUUACUGCAUGGGUGAUGUCCUUAUGCCGCUCGGACGCUCUGUCGUAUUUUGGCAAGAAACGAAGUCCAGUUUGGUCUGCUUCACAUGCUUUGUGCUGGUGCUGGCAGCGGUUCCAGAGGAUUCCUCCUCCGACGUGGAGCCGCGGCGCGACCGACACAGCUCGUACUCCUGCGGGUGCGAUCGGUUUAGAUGGUAAAACAAGUUGGUUGUGUUACCAGACUUGGUUUUUACUAAUUCUCUGCAAAUUUUGCAAACGACCGCUGUUCGCUUCUUGUCAGACUUCUAAAAACCAAAACAUUGCCAUGCUGGAGAACUACUGAAACCUUUUUUCGGGACAAUGUCCUCCGCUUCUCCUUGCUGUAUCAUUUUUUCUAAUACACGUGAUGUCUGUUGUGGUUUGAUAGGGGCUGGGCUUGGUGCCGUAGCGUACCUGGGUCUGCGUUUGUGAUUGGUUGGGAGGAAGUAAUGACUGUAGUAAAAGCUACAUGAUAGGCUAUGAUGAAAAAGAAAGGGAAACUGUUUUCUAUCGAACUUUUUAUCGACCCGUUUUUUUUCUAUCGCACCACACUGUCAGAAUUUAAGGGUGCAUUAUAGGAGGUCAAAUAGGAGAUAAAUAGAGAAGAAACUACAGUUACAUCGCUUGUGUUAUUUUGUAUUAAAAGCCCAAGUUAAAGCAUAACCAACCACAUAAAACACUUGUUGAAAACUUGGUGAAUUUUCCAUAUAGAGGAGUAUAAUGUAUCAAACUCACAGGACUGUAACUGUAAGACUCUCAAAUUUCAGUGCUGCUUUUCCUGAAAGGAUGAUUAUUGUCUGCUGCAAUUAGCUUCACUUAUCUGGAAAAUGUAAAGCUUUUUUUGUAGGCAGCACUUCUGAAUGGUUUGACGUCACUGAUACAACACUGGGCCUAUUUCCAUUAUGGCUCUCAGGGAUAUUAUUUUUAUGCAAUCUGCAACAUGAAUGCUAGACUGAUGUCUGUAAGUGGCAUAAGAGUGUGUGACUCAGCUCAAGUCUUGGAGCCAGCCAGCGUUGAUGGGAGUUAAAACUUCAUCACUGGUCUUGGCCUCUGUGUUGAUUAAAAUGUUCGAUUGGUUUUAAUCCCCGAAGUUGUAUAAGUUUAGUUUGUUUAAGAACAGUGGCUGCAGUCACUUUCAGAGUUGUUUUUUAUUCUGAUGAAAUUGUUUGAAUGGAAGAUUUUUGAUUUCAUGAACUGACCCUACCAUUCAACAUGAAACCACUCAGCAGUGUUUCCUCAGCUCCUGUUUGGUCCCUUUCUUCAAGAUGAAUCGCUGUCACCUGGUCAGAGCAAAAGUUGCCCUCAGAUAUAAAGUGGAAGAAUGUAAUUCUCUGUAGGGUUGUUAAGUCCUAGUCGGCUGGUCGACUUAUUGGUCAAUACGUGCUAAGUUGACCAAAAUUCUGAUUGGUUGACUCGAUUUUUUUCUGCGUCAAUCUACAGUCUAUGGUUAAUUUAGUCGGGAGGAACAUACCAAGUGCUAGUAGGGGUGUUUUCAGAGCACCCCCCUUGUUUUCACCAUUUUGGAUUUACCCAACCCACUGGAGACAGAAAGAUUAAAGAGAAUCCACAUCAAUCAAGGUCUGGUGGUUUGCUUAGUAUUAACUUUUACUUUGAGCAUUUUAACUUUCAUGUGAGUCCUCCUCUACCAUCCAUCUCAAAGACAUUGGCAAUGUGGCAGAAUUUUACCAAAAUAGAUGGCAGAUUAGGUUGUGUUUAAUUGCCUUCUCCAGAUCAUAAUAUUUUGACCUCGCCAAGCCAUUCUCUGCAGAACCGUGUUGUCCCCCCGCCACAGAAGGGUUUGCCGUCGGAACCCCCCCAUUCGUCGAUAUUUGGUCGAAAAUUUCUUUUGUUGAUAACAGCUCAUAGACUGUAAAUACUAUGGACAACUUGGUUACGCCUUCCACCAGUAUACGGAUUUGAAGCCGAAAAAGCCCUUGGUAAUUCCGCGUUCUUUCUCCACUUACUGAAAUCAACAUUGCGCAGUAGUGUUGUAUGCACGCCACCACUUGCACAGUAGCAUUGAACGCACUCGGCAGGAGAGUUCCUGAGAGUCGCUGUGAUGACGUUCAGCUAAAACAGCAUAUCCCCGGGUGAGCUACGCAAUCUUUGUAGGCCCAUAGGCUGUAUCAAGUGUCAAUAAUAGAAAACAUGAACCCCCUAAUAACUUUUAAAAAUGGAGCUGUACAGAAAAAAAGGACUUGAGCACAAACCAGUCUUACAGUAACUGCGUGCCAACAUUGCAAGCAAAUAAUAUGUUCUGUGUAAUUAAUUUCAAAAGUUUGUCCACAUCUCCAUAAGGAUGGCUGGCGGAGGCGGGAUUUUUGCCCUAUACUGCAGCCUAUCACCAGAGCAUGCUGUUCUCAGGGGUGGCUUCACCCAGUGAGGAAGCAGAGGCUGUCCAUUCAAUAUAAAGUCAAUGUUACAACCCUUAUUCUCUGCACAUUUACAUUACUUUCAGUCAACCUGCCAUGUGUUUGGGACUUUUAUCCUGACAGAGAUGUUAACACAGAGCAUCUCUCUUCUCUUUUCGUGCUAUAAAAGUCAAAAUAUCUGGCUCCACACUAGGAAGAUGGCCAGUCGAUGUAAUAUCCUCAGCUUCUUGCCAGCUCAUUUGGACAGACAUCAUUAGAACUGGCUGAUUUUAUAAUCAAGUGGUGCUUGUUCUGCUCUCACAAGUAUUAUAAUCAGUCCUUUAACUUGUACAGUCCGUGUCCUAUUUGAAAUGAUACACCCCCUGGAGGUGAAGUCAAAAUGAAGCUCUCUGAAAACACAUUUUUAAGUUGAACAGAGAAGAACAAAUUGAUUAUUAUGUAAUGGAGUGAAAUUAAAUGAAUUGAAUUACAUGGUGCUAUGUCACGAGUUUAAAAAAAAAAGCAUUUGUGAUGAUUUUUCACACCUUCUUUUGAUUAACCAAAGUUUUUCAGCAACCUUUUUUAGUCUGUAAAGUAGUAGUAUGCAUGUAGGUGUGUGAACAUGGUGAAGUAAGAGUUGUUAUAGUGUAAACUAACACAAAAUGUAUCUGGAAACAGAAUUCUGCAGACUCCAGCUGAUCAAGAGUUAGUGAUCAAGGUGCAUGCAUCUGCUCUAGUGCUAGGGAUGGGCAAUAAAUUAUCGUUCAUGAUGUAUCGUCAGAAAAUUCCCCCACAAUAAAUAUUUGUCAUCUGGGGAUGAAUGCGAUAAAUGCAAUGUGAUGACAUAAGCGUGAGCAACAGAUUCUCAGCCGUAGCCCACACAGAUCAGAAUAACAAACAAACAUGGCUGAAGGUAAUGAAGAAGAUGUUUCAGAGCAGCUGGUUACUGAAUGAGGCUCCACUUCAAGAUUGGGGCUGAGAUGAGUGCAAUCAGGUUUGCCUGACAUCGGACAGUGUCUGCUGCUGUUCACUCUGUGCAAUAAGAGUUUUCAACAAAUGUUGAAAGUGUUCUUACAUUUCAUUAGUUUUCUCCAUAACCUACCACUUAUACUUGUAGUUAAGUAUCUUAUUUGACUUUGCCAACUGGUGUUCUCAAGACACAAUGAGUAAAAAACAAAGAUAGGAAUUAUAAUAUUUUUUAUUGGAACUUUUAUUGUUAUCGCCAUAAUGGCAAAUCUUAUCGUGAUAAAUUUUUCAGCCUGUAUCACCCAUCCCUAUCUUACACCAGCAGCAGCUGAGGUGGUCAGACUUCAGCUUUCCCAGUAGCUGUAAAAAAACAACAUCUGAAUGUCUGUGGUUUUUGAAAAUUAAAAUUGAGAUUUUGAUCAACAUAAUUCACACUUUGUUUUCAUCAUGAUAGCGUGAAAUCACGCUUUCUUAGCAUCCAGUCUUUUUUCCCUCUGUCUUUGUCCCUCCAUGAAAGACUUCUUUUAUAAUCACAGUGAAAACAGAGUCAGGAUCAGAGGGACAGUGUGUUCAUUUGGGAGAACAUCACAUGAGAGUCACUUCUUUUCGUAUCAGAUAAAUGAAAUAGAUGAGUGCGCUACAGUUUGUGGUGUCAAAGACACAGUACCUCUUUAUUUUCGGACCACACUGACCCAUAUUUUACUGAUAAGACUUUCAAAAGACUUAUUUUUAAUCAGGCAGUCAUGGGACACUCUUGAUAUUAGCCUCUAAAGUCAAAUUUAGCUCGGUUUCAUAACGGCUGGAGCUUGUUUUUCUUGCCGGGAGUGAUUUGUUUGAGAGGACUAGGGCUGGGGUUUAGUGUACUUAAGAGGGGCUCCUUUCAUGUGGACUGAACAUGUGUGAGGGUUUAAUAGCAGCUUCAGCAGGAUGGAUCUAUUUGUAGUUUAUAGGCGUGCUGUUGACAGGAACUCUAACUAUGUCCUGAGGGGACAAUGGGAAGUCGUCGUGCUGACACUCCAGUUGUACCAUCACAAACAUGGUGUGAGGCCUGAGCCGGAUGUACCGUACACCAGUGUCCCAUUGUAACCACAACAAGUUUAAUUAGAUUAGCAUGCUAACAUCCCCAGCCAUUGAGAUAAGCGUGUUGACAUAUCCCGCUUCCUUUAAGAUAGGUAUUAGAUAAUGAGAGCUGGAUAUGGAACAAAUACUGUCCACAUAUUAAGCUCUCCUCACGCGAAGGAGUUAGAAAUCCUCUUUAGAUAUUUUUGGGAUGUUAGCCUGUAAAUCAUAGAGAUGUGACUUUAAUGGAAUAAGCACUAUGAUCAUUACAUUUAUUAUGAUAUAAUCAUGAUAAUAGUGAUUUGUUGUUACUAGAAUAUAGAGCAGGGCUGCACAGUUAGUUUUACACAAUUUUAUAUCCCAGUAUCAGCAUUAAUAUGAAUGUCUGAAUUUGUUGCUAUAAAUUAGGAAAACUUUUCUGGUAUAUUGUUCUUGUUUCUCACUUUUCUUAGAUUUGACCUGAAGAUGGAUGCCGUGGUAUUACCGCUCUGCUUUCACACUGUUCUGAUGCAGUCAAAUGAAGUUUAUGCAAACUUUUAGCUAACCUCAGAUGAACUGAGAAUUCAAGAGAGUCCUGUUGCAAACACAGGCAGUAAAAAAACAUGAAGAAAGACAGAUAGACAAUAAAACUGGUUAUCUUAUUAAGGUAUUAAUAUGCACCCUUCUUAUCUGACUUCACUUCUCUUUUAUACUAAUACUCAUCACACAUCAAAUUUGUCAUUAAUAUCAUGCAGGACUGUUGUAGAUAUGCUGUGUAAAAGUUGAACCAAGUGAUAGAUGGUUUUUCUUUUGUUUGUGUAAACCUUAAGUCACAGAUAAGGGAGGAUUAUCACUUUUUAGUUUAUACAUAAGUUUUAAUUUCCAGAUUUUUUUUUUCAUAUUGCAAUGAACAUUACUGAAAAAGCCUAAUAAUGCCAGUUCAUUUUUCCAGUAUCAUGCAGAACUAAUACAGAGCAAGCAUUACAUGAGAUGAGGUGAUUGAAUGAGAUGUAGAAAGAAGUGCUUUAGCAGCUUUGUAAAAAUACUCAAAAAGCUGACACUCAUGAUUUGUAAAGGUAAUAUGUUUGAUUUUCAGGUCUAUAAUACAAAAGCUGCACUGUAGAUUAGACAUCUUUUCUGCAUCCUGGAUGGCCCACAGUGCCCUGCCUUUGCUAAACACUCAUGUUGUAAUACACAGACGUGUGUGUGUGUGCAUGCUGACUGCACUCAGGGCAGCAUAUGCGUGUACCAUAUGUUUACGAGGAGAUGGUUGGUAUGCAGCUGGUUAAUCGGCUCUUCAACACACAAACAACACACACAUGCAACCUGUCGGCUCGACUCGCUGCCUAAUCCUUCUCUUGCACAUCAAGCUGCAGUGCUGCAGCUGACCUCCUCAGUCCCCCCCUCAGUCACAAUUAAGGCAUGUCAAAGCAAUACCCACUAGUGGUGGGCAAUUUUUUUUAGCACCUGAUCUGACUUCUGGCUAGAGUUACCUUCAAAGUUCAUCAGAAUUUUGUCCUCACAGGGUUAACUGCAACUCCAGUGCUCAUUUCUCAUAGGGAGUAUUUUUUAAAUUGUAUUUUUGUAGUUCUAUUGUAGAUUAUAGCAGUAGUUAGCAGACUCAGGAGAAGUGGAAUAAUGUCCUUAAGUAUGUUAAAAUAAGUGUUGAUACGAACAUUGAAAACAAACAGUCUUGUUAUUAUUAACUCGCACCUCCUUGCACCUCCAUGUUUUCACAUGUGAGAGACCACAAAAAAUGCAGUGAUUGGAAGUCAAAUAAGAGGAAGAGAGUGGUUGUUGUGUGCAGAUUAAUUUUAUGAUAGAUGUUUUUAAUGGUUAAAAACUUGACAAAUGGAAAAAUAUAUUUGUCAUGGAUCGCUGGAGCUUAAUGUCCUUGAAGGCACUGUAGCCUCUGGAGGUUUAUUAAUAGGAGGGGUGAGCAAGGGAGCAGCUCAAGCUAGAAUCUAACUGUUUAUGUUGAUCAAUUUUCCUAUUUCAGUUUACCUUUAAAAGCCACUGUACAUUUUAGUCCAUGUACACUUUUUUUGGCGCACUUUUUUUGAUAUUUGCAUGAAAAGUUGUAGUUUGAAAAAUGAUGUUAUGGAACUGUUAUCAGAAAUGCAGAUCCCACGGCUCUGAUUGCUUACUAAGUCAACUUUCUACAAGUACAAUUGCUCAGACAGGGGUGCAGUUAUAUUUAAAAAAUCACAACUAAUUGUAUUGCUGACGUAUUGCAUAUAAGGCAUGCUAUUUAGUUGUAGCCUGAGUGUUGUACGUCAUAUCUUUCUGCAUUUUGUUUUCUGCUUCAGUAAAAGCAUCACUAAAACAGUCAUGUACAGUAAACAAAAACACCUCUGACAUUUGAUCACUGUCUUUGCUCUCUUUCCAAACGUAAAGCUAACCCUUGGCUGACUGUUGACCCAGCUGUCAUGUCAGUAGGUGUAAGUUUCUCGUCCUCAUCCUGUCUGGGAGCUGAGGUGACAUUUGGUCAAGCAGGAUUAGAAAGCUUGAUCCUCUAAAAGAGCUGUUGUCUUUCCCAGAGAAGCUACACUGGGAAUCAAAGCAGCAGCAACAACCCCAACGUGACGUCGUGUUUGUGUUCCAAGAAAUAGGGAGGUCUGUCGUUUCACAUUCUUAUUACUAUUGGAAUAAUCUUAGCUUGAGUUUGAGGUGACGCUUUUUCUCUGAAUGAACUUACUCUCAUAUGAUAAACAGUUAAAACUACCUCAUCAGAUCUGAUCUAGAUCCUCUUUGUGCCAUCAGGACAUUGGCAUGGGUUGCCACACUCUCUGUGACCCUUGAUACUACAAGUUCAGGAAGUCUAGAACAUGCUCUAACCUACACUGUUUUAAUCAGACUUAUCAGAAUUGAACUAUUUAUACCUUGAUUUCACUGAAAAGAUCAAAAAGCACAUCAACACAUCAACACAGCAACUGCAUCGUUAUCAUGCAGAAAAAUGCCUCUUUUUGUGCAGACCUUUUGAUAUGUAUCAUCCUUGUGUCGUAUUGAUCAACUUCCAUAAGUUUAGAUACAGACUUAUAAAUAUACAGUCCUUUGUAUGCUCUUUGCUUUGCCCUGAGGUGGCCUGUUUUCUGAUGGCUCUGCUUCCCAGGGAUUAGCCUCAAAGCUCUCUGCUCAGAUACUCUCUGUUCUCAGACCUGUCCAGACUCCGACCCACUGCUGAGGGUCAGUGUUCGUUGGCUGUCAGAGCCUGAUGUGCCGCUCUUUCCUGGUGUAACUCCAGAGAAUUUGGAAAAUCCGGCCAGUGACAGGGGGUGAAGUUAGCUGAGGCUAACUUUAAGCUAAACCUCAUCACAAGAGAGAAAUGUAGGAGCAGCAAAGCCUCCAUGAAGCUCCCAGAGGACGACAGCUCUCCCAAGGCUUUUUUUCUUUUGAUCACACAGGAUUUAUAUGACUUUGAGGCAAUCCGAAAAGCUGUUCGGGUUGAAAGGAGGCUUGGGUUUGAUCUUGUCAAGAAAGUAUGGGAAUAGGCAGCUCCUUUGCACCAAGAUCUGAUCAAAUCUUUACCAUAAGGUAUGUCAGAUAUAUCUGAUUCAAUGAUUGUGUUACUUUAGCCUGAAUCUCUUAGUGUUGUCAAAGUUGUCGAUCAGUGUGAUGAUAAAAAUGAUCAUUCUCUCAGAGAAAAACACAUUGUCUUAAGUGCAGUACACUGUUUAUCAUCGAAACCAGCGCCACAGUAUAGACGCAGUUAAGCAAGCUGAGCAGUCACCUGUUUGACUAAGGAGCUGGGAUACUGAGUGUGUAUCGGUAACAGUGCGCUGGGAGAGGGUAUAAUUAAAAAAGGGUCUCACAUAUUUCAGCAUCACAGCAGGAAACAAACACCUAUCAACAGCCCAGGAGGACAUGAAACAUGUGCUGAUGAAAGAGGAUAAAUAAGAAUGACUGAAACAAAGGAAACGUGGCAAUGGAGAUGACUCUUUUAACAAAUAACAAAUAGUUAAUAACUAGUAAUUAACAAUCAAUAAGCUGUAAGCAUUGAUAAGUCCAUACAGGUGUUAAUGAAGCAUAAUUAAUACAUCAUUACUAAUCAGUCCUUUAUAUUUCUGCCAUAAACAUCAUGAAGAUUUUUUAAACAUUCAGUACACUGUAUCUUAUUAAGUCUCUUCAGUGACUUAUUGACUGUUCAUGACCCUGUAUUAUAAGACUUAAAAUGAAGUGUUAUCAAGUGCAGUGCUAUGUUAAAAGCUCUGUGAUAAUAACGUUUAUUUCUAAUCUAGUACCAAGAUCCUGGUUGCAUAAAGAUAAUAGCCUUAGCUCAACUCAGGUUUUCUGCAGCAGAAAAACAGAGUAACCUGUUUUACAUUUAUUCUUGUUUUCCUAAAAUAAAGUUAAGUUAAAAAAAAUAAAUAAAAGCAAAUAUGUUGUCUUGAUAAUAUAAGAAAGUUUUGCCUGGACCUGUUCAUAUUUGCUUCAUCUAGAGUUGAAUUCUUUGUACCAGCAGCUCUUUGUAGAUUUGAUUUGUGAUUUAUAAUCCACAUUUAAAUGGGAUUUUAUUGGUGAUGUGAUAAACACAGCCUAUGCUCAUGGGUCUUCAAGAACAUUUUAUAUUUAUAUUUCAUGAGCUUGUGAUGAUAAAUUGAUUAUGUAUCAUUCAUAUGUCUGACAAAUGUCAGGCAGCCCUGAUCAUGAAUCAUGUAUAAUGAGUGUGUGAGUGUGAGUGUGAGUGUGUUUGUGAUUCUCUGGCCUUUCUUUGGCUCACCGAGAGUCAAAGUGAACACCAAACGCUCUGUUGAGGUUUUAAUGAGUAUAUUGGGACAAAGUGGUGUAUUAAGGAUUUUGUAACAGGUCUUGACAUUGUGUAAUGGUCCCUUGUUCAGUUUAUUCAGCUGUGUCUUCAUGCCCUUAUCACAGAGUGAGCUUGGCACCGAGGCAGAACCUCCCGCGGAUCAUCCUCAAAGGAAUCUUCCAGGGGGUUAAAGUGGUUCGUGGACCAGACUGGGACUGGGGAAACCAAGACGGUGAGUGGUGGUGCUGCGAGGUGGACUGAUCUUAACCACUAACACUGCUCUGCAGACUCAGCAGGCCCCCCUACCUUCUUGAGCAUGAAGCUGUACCUCUUCAAAGUCUAACCCAUAAUAACGCUCUAACCUCACGUCUCAUUAACCUCCGAAAUGUCCUGUUAGUAUGUGUCUGUGUGCUUUUAUAUUGUUGGUGACUCAUGAGUCUGUUCCACAGAUGUGCCUGUCAGUGUGUGUCUUCACAGAGUCCUUGCUCAGUAACAUUUCUCUUUGUAGGUUUUUGUUUUUUCUAGACCUGUGUGGUGUCAUAAACUGAGAACCACAUUCACUUGAGAUUAGGUGUUUGUUUGCAGGUGUUUAGAAAGUAGAGACAUCCUCUCUCACUCUGUUCUUGUGUUCUGUGCUGUCCGUUAUUCUGUUUUUAUUAUGUAAUAAUGUCUGUACUGAUGCCGUUUUGAAAAUAUUGAGCUGAAAAGAACAGUCUGCCCUGGUAAAUACACGAAAAAGCUCAGACUGUAAUUGAGAGCAAUCUUCCACAUCAGCGGUCUAAAUUGAAGCCUCGGACUGUUCCCUUUAGGAAAAAGGGGGAAUGCUAACGUAUCUUUGUAUGUUUCCUGGUUCGGGGUCAUAUUUGUUUCUGAGAAUAGCAAUGUUCCCUUUUCCCUGGCUAAAGCGAAUGAGUCAAAAUGUCCUUUUGGUGUCUUUCAAAUCAACGCCCUGGGGUUUGGUUAAGUCAUUCAUCAAGCUUAAAUGGUGUAUGCUCCUAGUGGCACACAGGAGGCUCUGAGCAUGCUCAGUAACCCCUAGCCUGCCAUGUGCUCUUUCAGGUCACUGGUUUAGCUGGGGUGGUUAUGCACUGGGACAGCUUGAUGACUUUAACAAGGACUCUUUUACGUCACAAAACAAGAUGUAAAGCUCUGUGGACGUUGUCCUACUUCCAACCCUAAUUCCAAAAAGUUAGUACAAUGUACAAAACAGUAAUAAAAACAGAUAUUGGUGAUUUGCUUUUUAUUUAAACCUUAGUUUUAUAAAGUACAUGGGCAACAUAUCAAAUGUUGAAACUUGUUGUUUCAUGAAAAACAUACUCAUUUUAGAUUUGAUGGCAGCAACAUGUUUCCAAGACUUGAGAGGUUUAUGAUUGUGCUACCUCUUGAAUCAGCUGCUCCUCCCCGAUUGGUCCUGCGAACUCACCCCAUUAACCAAUAAUCAGCUGGUUCCUGUAGGAUCAACAUCCUCUCAUAGCCAGUCACACACAGACACUACCAAACAAGGUAAACAGGACAACACAUGUAAUGAACACCCAGAGCGGUGUGCGGCUACUGCGGCUGUAAUAUCUGUAUUUUAGAUUAGGAAACUUUGAAAAAAGCAUACUCUGAGGAACAUUUCUUUAGCCUCUCUGAAAUGUUCUUAGUGUGACAGUCAUGUCACUAACCUGUCACAGAUGUACCUCCAGGUAUUUCUUUACCAUGGUUUGUUCACACAAAGCAGGUUUUUGGGGCUAAUUUACUCAUGUGACAAAAAAUGUGUUUGGUAUGUACUUUCCCAGUUUUCAGUUGACUCUGUCUAUAUUACGUAUAGAGUUUGUAAAUAAUCAGGCUGUUUCAUGAACAUUAUACACAGCAUCCUAACUCCUUUGGAUUUAGGGUUGUAGAAUGGACACCAUUAAUGUUGCUUGAGUUUUUUUGUUGUAUCGUAAUGAUCCUUAAUUUUUACCUGGUGCUUUAGUAUUAGGCGGAAUAGCAAGACAUGAGUCUGUCGAGUGUUUUUUUGAUUCAUAGAGGACCAUUAGGGUUGAGAUAGCUUCAGGAACUCACGAGAAAUGACUGUGGGACUUGGCAGCUUAUCAGGGGAAAGUGGUUCUCUCUCUCUUGUGUCUGCCAUCUCAUCUGUCUUAUAUGUUGACAUUGUGCUUGUCAGAUUUAAAUGUGCAUGGUUUCAUGUGUCCUCAAUUUCCUCCCAUUUAAAAAGAAUCUAAUUCUCUACCUUUCUAACCCUGCCUUCCUCAAUGAGAUGACUUUUUUCUCUCCCUCCUCUUCCACAAAGUGAUGCAAUAUUGUUUCUGUGUAUUUGUGUAUGUGUUUUAUACAUGUGUAUGUAUGCGCAGGUGGGGAGGGUAAAGUUGGGAAGGUAGUGGACAUUCGUGGCUGGGACACAGAGUCUGGCCGCAGCGUGGCCAGUGUCACCUGGUCUAAUGGCACCACCAAUGUCUACCGAAUGGGACACAAAGGCAAAGUAGACCUAAAAUACGUGUCUGAUGGUCAAGGAGGCUUCUAUUACAAAGACCACCUUCCUAAACUAGGUAAGACAACAGAUUCCUGUUCCUGACAAAUAUGUUCAUUCCCUUCACUGAAAACUUUAUACAAUUUUUCAGUUAUUCAGGAAGCCAGCUGCCAUCAUGUGGAAUACAUUUUGCCUUCCUUAAACAUGGAUCUGUUUCUAACCCUAGCAGCCAAGAUUUCCAAGUGACUGUUUAAAACUAAGCCUUAACUUUUUAGCUCCUGUUGAAAUUUUAGCACCCUGCUUAAGUUCUAUGGCUGCAUGGGUUUAAUGUAAAACAAUUCAAGUUGUGUCAUCUUUUUUGAAACCCAAGAAUCUAAGUUAAUGAGCUUGUGAAAGUGCCUUAUGAUGAUCGCACAUUUGAAAAACAUGGUUUCCACAUUGUAGCUGCAUUUCUGGUGUUUCAACUAGGGGUGGGAGAAAAAUAUCGAUACAGCAUAGUAUCCCGAUAUUUUGUCUGGUGAUAUAUUAUAUUGUCUCAUUGACCAAGAAUCGAUUUUUUCUAAUUAAUUGUUAAUAUGAAGUCAAAUUAAUGACAAUAGAAAAAUAGAAUCAACUGUUUGUCCAGUGAGGUUGGCAGAGUACAAAAAAUAUAGCAUCACCUGGGGAAAGACAUUAGGAAUGCAAGCAGGGCACGAAUGAGAUGGACUUGACACAUAAGGUUUGCAGGAUUUGCUACAUGCAAAAUAAAAUACUGUGUAAAUAAGACAAAACAAAAGAAAGACAAAUGCUAAAUUAGCUAAACAUUCGAAAAAAAAUGUUGCAAAAUGUUAAAAAUCACAACAACAUUGUACCGUGGCCCAUUUAUCGUGAUAAUAUCGGAUCGUGGGGCCACUAGUGAUUCCCACCCCUAGUUUCAACCUUUUCUAAUUGCUGGUUUAUUCAACAUUUCACUCAUUUCAUAGUGGGUAACAUGACUCUUUGUAAAGACCUCAUGAACAACAAGAAGGGCCUGUGUCCACUAAUGCUGCUCUGCUCUGGCAGCUCCUACUUUCUGCUCAAACUAAAUGUGGUUCGGUGUUUUCCUCCGAGCAAAAUCGCAGUCAGAAUCAGCUGAUGGAGUAACAACACACUUUUUUAGAGGUGCAAUUUCCAGUUGUAAAAUUCCCGCUAAACCACAACAAUAUUUCUAUGAACUAUUAUUUUAUUAUUCUUUAGAAAUGCUUUUCAAGAAGCUUCCUUGGCCUUGUGGUUUAAACACACCUCAAAUACAGAGACUUUUUUCCUAAUUAUAGCGGCUUCUCUGCCUACUGUAUUUCCUUGUCUGUCCCCUCAGCUGUCCCAUAUAAUGAGGGCACAAUGUCUUUAAAUUAACUUUAAAAAGAUAAAACACGAAUCAACAAAAGUAAACAUGAAUACAGAGCAUUUUAGAACAGACUAAGAAGUCACUACUAUAAAGAGUGGAAGCCUCUCGGGACAACUUUCUCAACCAAGUGUGGUGAAGGUGAAAAGCAUCCUGAAACGGAUGGGUGCAGUCAGUACACGAAAAAUUAAAUCAAAAAACUAAAUAGAAACACUGAGUUCAAAGUUACCUCUAAGAGGCCAGAGAUGUAUGAUUGUGGAUAAAUAGGAUUAUUUAACAUGAUUUUAAAACCCGACAUUUCAUCCUCUGCCAUCAGUGUGUAAAUAGGUGAAUCUGACUUAUGGUGUCAAAUGCACCUUUAAUAAAGUUCUUUUCAUAUUACCACACCAACAUCAGUGAAUAUUAAAGUGAUAUAAGUAUGAGGGUCUGUGAAAAUCUAUUUUUUGUAUAUUAAAUACUUAUUGGUCCUGACACCUGUUCAUCCAGGGGAGCACGCAGAGCUGCAGCGUCAGGAGAGUGCUGACGGACACUCCUUCCAGCAGGGAGAUAAAGUCAAGUGUCUCUUGGAGGUGGACAUUUUACGGCAGAUGCAAGAGGGCCACGGAGGGUGGAACCCUAAAAUGGCAGAGGUAUGGAAGUCAGAAAUACCACAUGGUAACAAAAGUCAGCUCUACAUAUCUCCCACUGAGUUCUUCUUAAUGUAAAGGUACCAAAUCAAAGUUCACUACUGACAUUGACUUCUUUGAGAUGUGCUCAUGGUUUGUACUCUUUAUGAUUUCGACAAACACAGCCUCACAGUCAAAACACAGGUGUCCCUGUAAAUCUGUACAGUAUAUUUAUGUAAGUGGCUCAGAUGGACGUUGGCAUGCAUUAGAGUGAAAAGAAACGGAGCAUCCAUCUCUCAAAUCACAGCUGCUAAAGGGAACAUGAAGGUCACAGCAAUGCAGACAAAGACCCAGAGUGACACAGUCUGUUUGUGUUUGCAGUACAUUUGCAGGAUCGGGACUGUCCACCGAAUCACAGACAGGGGAGAUGUGCGAGUCCAGUACAGCAACAAUAUCCGCUGGACUUUUCAUCCAGGGGCCCUCACCAAGGUACCCAUGACAGACCAGCUUUUUUCUCAGUGAUAUUUACACACAUGGAGCUGGAUUUAGCAUAAGUGUUGCCGGUUUGAGUCGAGUUUAAUAGUUUUAAUUGUUAACCAACUGUCCUUUCUCUCCACCAGGUGAACACUUUUGGAGUCGGAGAGCUCGUAAGAGUGCUGGAGGACAUGGACAGUGUGAAGAGACUGCAGGCUGGCCAUGGAGAGUGGACAGACAGCAUGGCUCCUGUACGCUCAUUUAGCCUGAUAAUGCAAAGACUAUAUUUUCAAACAUUAGCUUUGAGUGCAAGGCAGAGAUGUAAACAGAGACAUAUUCCCCAUUUAAGUAAACUAGCCAAAAUAUGGUGCACUUAAAGGGAUAUUCCGGCGUAAAAUUAAGCCAUGGUCAAAUACACUGUAACACUGAGUUGGACACCUCCUUGAGAGAUGAAUGUUGCAGACAGCUUGCUUCUCUAGUUAUACCAACUUUAGUAAAGACUGCAUGAUAGCAAUACACAGCGGUCUACCUCUCCACAUGCAAACCUCAACCAAAACGCCACUCUAUAGCCACAAAUAAUGCUCAGAACAGCAGAUAACUUCAUCAACAGUACAUAUAGGGUCCAGCCAUAGUACUAGCCAUAAAACAUCUUUUUAGCUUUGACUGGUUUCUUUAGCAAAGAGACUAAACACAACUCAUCCACUCUCCUCUAGCAGCUGCUUGUCUGUGGGGGAGCCCUGACAAGUUGAUCACCGAGUGCAGCAGAGUUUCGCAGCUCAAGGAAGAACAUUUAUAAUCAUUACUUUAUGGAUAUGCAAUCAGACCAAGAUGCUAAGGCAAAAGAACUACUGUGUCUGCAGUGCAAAAUGAUCAUGACGAUGAUUAUUACUUAAUGGAAAUGAUCCGCUGCACUUGGUGAUCAACUCUUCAGGGCUCCAUCACAAACAAGCGGCUGCUGGAGGAGAGUGGGUGAGUUGUGUUUGGUCUCUUUGCUAAAGAAACCAGGCAAAACUAAAAAAGAUGUUUGCUGGCGAGUGCUAUGGCUAGUCCCCAUAUGUACUGUUGAUGAAGUUAGGUGCUGUUCUGAGAAUUAAUUGUGGAUAUAAAGUGGCUUUUUGGUUUAGGUUUGCACGUGGAGACGUAGCCCACUGUGUAUUGCUAUCUUAAAGUCGUUACUAAAGUUGGUAUAACUAGAGAAGUAAACAGUCUGCAACAUUCAUCUCUUGAGGGGGUGUCUAACUCAGUGUUACGGUGUGUUGUCCAUAACUUAAUUUUACACCGGAAUAUCCCUUUAAGCACUUAUGGUUCAGGCUUAGGCUUUAAACUUGGAAUUUUUUUAAUCAUUUCCUCAGUUUGCUUUCACUAAACCAAACUGAGGCAUGUAGACUCAACUCUUAGUGAGCUAUCUGGGAUAAGAGUCUGGAUCUGUGUGUCUGGAAGUUUUAUUUUUUUGACUAAAACUAGAUCCUGACCUGUGACUUUUUCCUCUCUCGUCUUUUUGUUUCUUCUGACUUCUCAGAGUAACUCAUUUUUAGUGUGCAUGGUGCUAUCUAUGUCACUUGCCAAGUCAAGCCUUCUUUUGGCAGACAUCCCUCUAAAUUGGGAGUGACCUACUUCCUAAAAAACAGGGGUAUAUGUGAGGAAGUCAACAAGUUUAGAGCUGCUGUCCUGGAUGUGGCCUGGUUCAUAUCCUCCUGAAAUUUAACUCAUUGAGUGCCAUUGACGAAUUUCGACAGAUUUUUCAGUUUUUUUUGUGUUCCAGCAGGGGGCGCUCCUCCCCAACAUGCGACUAAGUUAGGGGUCAUUCAGAUGCAGAAAAGCGACAAAUACGUCAUAACCAUAUUACAAUAACAAAAACAAGUUCUCGCCAGUGAGAAGGGUGCCAUCAAGUAUGCCAAUUAGCCUAGUUGUGGAGUUUUUUUUCUCUAUGAGGAGAGUACGAAAAUGACGAAUUCAUUAGUCAAGAGCUAAGCGGCCUCGGCGCAUUGGAUCCUGUGGGUGCGGUGCUACCGUCUCGGGAUCCAGUGAAGACCUUGAUGCCACCGGUGAAGCAGUUUGAUGUGAAAUGAGAUGGACGAUCAGAGUUCUGCUUGAAAGUCUUUCAUUCGUAAAAAUGUGUUUCUCCCAGGUCUCUUUUUUCAGAUCGGCAAAGAUGAUUUUACCACGCUGCAUUGAUCAGGCAAUAACUAAACACAGGAGUGGGUUAGAGACUAACUUUUUUUUCUGGUGAAAGAAGAGAAUCACCCCUUUUUUUAGAGAUAUGGCACUUAAUUCUAGUCUAAGCACAAGAUAUUCUGUGGGUCCUGAAACAUAUGGAAAUUUCUAUUGAGGUCAUUGGUGGCACUGGGUGAAAACUGCAUGAAUGAACCUGGCGCUGAACAAGUUAAGAGUCACAGAAAUUUGUCUUGGGUAUUGCAUAAAUAGAUCCCUAGAUAUAGAUUUCUAAUAUUUUUCUCACCUUUACAUGUUUCAUCUUCUUUACUUUCUUUUGAUCACCUUAGGUUCUUGGGCAGGUGGGGAAGGUGCUAAAAGUCUAUGCAGACGGUGACCUAAGGGUGGCAUUUGGCGGUCAGACAUGGACGUUUAAUCCAGCGUGCCUCUCAGCCCAGCCCGUGGAGGUGGACGCCAACCUUAUGACAGCCGAGAACCCCAGCGAAUCUGGAAGUAAGGCCUCUGCCGGGACGAGGGGGCUCAUCUCUGACACUGCAGCACCGGCUUUACCCUCUUUGUGCUUUCAUCCAUCCCUCCAUCCCUCCCUCCAGCUCUGCCACGCAUGCUUCCACACACAGGCAACAACUGGGGUGUUCAUGGUCACAGUCACAACCAUUCCCUCUCUGUUUUCUUUUUCCAGCUAUGUGUGUACAGGGUGUCAUUUCCUGAACUGUUCGUCUCUGCGCCAUGUCAUGAUCCUGAAUGUUGACAGCAGGAGGUUUUGGCAGCUCAGCAGACAUUUGUCAUCAUUGCAGCAGCCUUUUAAUCAUGACCAAAUCUGUUGUGUGCAUGUGUUCGCUUCAGCAGAUAGGAGAUUGACAACAGAGUUAUUUAUGUGAGUGUGUUUGUGACUGUGUGUAUUCUGGACACAAUACACUGCAUGGUGGGACAUUUUGACUCAUUCCUCUGGUUUUGACGUGAGCGUAGCUUUGACUUCAGAUGGCAUGUGUUUGUACUGGAACCUCAGCCCUCCAGAGGGCUCCUGACACUGUUUCUGAUCAUGUCAGUCACAUUAAACUGAUUACACUAAAUUAAUCUUAUUGUCCAUCUGCCUGUGUCUCUGUUCAGGUACCGUCAUCUCAGUGUUGGAGAAGCUGCUGUCUCAGUCCACAGAGCAGGACAAUCCCAGCCGGCUGGUGAUUGAGGCAGCACACGGCAGUGCCAACAAAGUGCGGGAGUUGGUGCAGAAGUAUCCUGACAAGGUUAGUGCACCACUCUUUGCUGCAGUCCACUGUUUGUUCCAAGAGCUCACACCAGGGCGCCAAGAUGGGGGUGGAGGAUUGAAGGGCCAGGGUGACUUAGUGAGCAAGAAAUAGACUUAGUAUUCACUGGAAAUUGCCAGACAUUUGUUUGUUUGUAUAUUUUAUUCAUAAGAAGUUUUGUUUUCAGAGCUGCAGCUGCAGUUUGAAGUACAACCUCUAGCUUAAAAGAGAUGUGUAGUGUCUGUUGUUUCUAAUUGUGACAAACUGGAAAUCCUCUAAACCAGUUAUCUAAUUGAAAAUAGUGAUAGAUGUGAAAUGAGGCAUCAAAACUGUUGGGACAAGGGCAUGUGUCACAUCAGUCCCUGUAACAACACUAUGCAAAUGUUUGGAAAUAUUGUCCUUCCUUGCCUGAUGGGAGAUUGUAGAUGCUCAACAGUUUGAGGUCUUUUGUGUCAUAUUUUAAGUCAUGAUGCACAAAAUGAUUUCAGGGGUGUAAAGUCAGGACUGCACACAGGCCAUCUUAUCACCUGGGGUUCUAUUUUCGUGUCUGUUGGUGACGCAGCGGAGGGUGGCAGACCUUCAGGAAGUGGUAUUUUUGUCUGGCGGAGCCCGGUGCACAGACAGUUUGGUAUUUCUGCCAAGCUGGGCGUAGAUGCGCGGCAGGGGGAGGUGUCGACAGAAUCAGCUGCCGCAGUGACAUUUUCAUGCUCGCCGGUGGUGUGAGAAGUGCGCUGAAAGCUCGCUGAUUCAAACCUGGUCAGCUUUCAGCGCAGACGGAGCGCAGCUGGUCUAGUGGUAUUUUGUUAGACCGGCGGUGUAUUACGCAUACGUCACCUCGCGCAGCUCGAUAGGUGUAAUAUCGUAGAAUGCACCCCUGCCAUAGAAUGCAUCCCCUGCAUCCCAUCCACUCAUGAGCUUCUUAAAGUGGAAGAAAAUUAUCUCAUAUUUAAAAAGAAUGUCAAAUGCAGCAGCAAACUUUUGUUGUUUUUAGGUAUUUAAAAAAUGUACAUACAGAGGUGUACUUGGGUAUAUAAACUGUGAAGUAAGGUGUUAAGGCAGAGAACAUUAUAUUUUCGGGGCAGCAAAUAUUCAGAAUUAGAGGGCUAUUGUUUUCGGCAUAUCUGAAUAGCCUGAAUGAAAUCAUUAAAGGCACACGCUUUAGAAUCAGUCCAACGGUAAGGAAAACUUGGAUUAUUUCGCCUUGUUGUGUACUUCAACCGCGCUCCCUUCAGGGGGUGCAUUCUAAGGCAAGGUGCAUUCUAUGGCACAACAUCUGACAUGUCUCCUUGUCCUUUCUCCGUCCUGCUGCUGCAGCGGUGGCAUGGCUGACCAGAUGAUUUAUUUUUAUUAUUUAUUUAUUUAGUUAUUUACUUCGAAAAUUUGAACAAAAAAAGAAAAAAAAAAGAACCUUUCACUCAAAAUUACCUGUUUAUCUGAUUUCCUCACAUCAUAAAAAUUCUGUAAAUAUUCAAUCUGGAGUCAGGCCCACAUACGAAUAUUAUAAUAUUCAGUUUUGUGAGCCAAAUUUAUUUUAUAUGCCAACAUCUAUGAAAGAAAGAGCCAGGCUACAGAGCGUGAUGUGCCCUGUACGCACAGAUGGUUCCGAUUUUAAUGCCAUUAUUGGAAUUUAUGUUGUGAUCUGUGUGCACAACCCAGCUUUGUCAUGUGGGGAUUAAAUAAAAAAUUUUUAUGCAACUUUAUGUGAGUGUCUUAUUAGUGGAAAAGGGUGUUUGUCUUAUCAGUGGGUCCAACAUUACACACACCAAAUCCAUCUGUGCUUAUAUGAGACAGUGUGGAGGACGCCCUCUGCAGCGCUUACAGCGACACUUGUUGAGGAGCUGCCUUCUGUCGCCAUCGUGUGGCAUUACUGUCUUCAGCCAUCUCUUGAUCUCUUUGACUACUGCACGAAAAUAGUAAUAUGCCUCGUCUGUGGCGGAUUCAAAGGUGAGGAGAGGAGCUUAUGUUAUUGGUCAAUACAGGUCUAGGCUGUGUUAAACCCACUCCACGCCCUCUCCCUCCCUACGACUUACACCGUUGGGAGGAGCUGAGAUAGGGAGGGGGAUACUUACGCCGGGCUGUGCCGCUCACCAAAAUACUAAAUUGUGCUUGGGAACGCCUUGUUGGCGCGGCAGACCUGACUUACACGGCGCCUGCGCCACCUCUCUGGCGAGGCACGAAAAUAGAGCCCGUGGACUCUUCUACUAUGUAGCCAAGCUGAUGUCAUACAUGCAGAAUGUGGUUUUGCACCUUCUUAUGUACCAUGGAAAGCCUACCCUGAAAAAGUCAUUGUCUGCAUGGCUGCAUAUGUUGUUCCAGAACCUGUGUAUGUUGUUCAGCACUAAAGAUGUCCUCUCAGAUAUGUAAGCUGCCCAUGCUUCCUGUACCUCCGCAUGAUCUGGAAUGCUGUCUUUGAAACUGUGCGCUGAUAAUCAAGCCAUGUGGUCCCUCUCCCCUCUAAUAUAUAAAAGAGUCCAUCUUAAAUAGGCUUGGGCCCAGAGAAGUAGGCAGCAUCAUUCUAGAUCAUGUUUACGUAUAGUUUCCUGUAUGCAUGAUACAGUUUUAAUCUGCAUUUGUAGACGGAGCAACAAACUAUUUUUAAAGGCUUCGGUUUUUGGUAUUGACAUUUGAGCCCAUGCCUUAACUUCCACUAUAGAGUCAUGCCUGUAUUUUGUCUAGUGCUACCUGCAGAUCAUGGCCAUCCUGUGUUGGGCCCUUUUGUACAGAGAUUACUCCACAUUCUCUGAAUCAUUUCAUGAUAAGGAUCGACCAAUAAUUGGCACGAACGAUAAAUCGGACGAUAUCCAGCAUUUCACAAUGAUCGGCAUCGGCCUUUUUUUUUUUACACUGAUUGCCGAUAAAAUAUGUUUAAUAGAAAACGUGCUUGUUCUGCUCUUACACAGCUGCCUCUCUGCCUGAAUCACCAAGAAACAUGGAGAAAUAAAAUAAAAAAAGAAACAAACUAGCAGGUAACACCACUGCUAGCGGUGCUCCUUGGUCUCUGUGAAGCACACAGAGCUACCAUGUGCUACUUCCGGUUCUUUUCUCAUUUCAAAAUAAAAGCAAAUGUUUCACAAUAAGGCCAAAAUAUACAUUUUUACUGCAAAUGAAUAUCGGUUCUACAUAUUGGUUAUCAGAUUCUUUGAUUACUAUUAAUUGGUAUCAACAUCAGUCCUAAAAAAAACAUAUUGGUCAAUCCUUAUUUCAUUAUGUUUCGGAACAUUAACGUAGAAUUGCUUAACAUUUUCCUCACUCUGUGUUUCACAGAGGGGUGAACCUCAUCCUAUCUUAACUGCUUAGAUAUGCUACUCUUCUGUAGAGCCCUUUUUAUACUUAGUCAAGUCAUUAAUCUAACUAGUUUAGAGAUGUCCCAAUUUGUUUUUUGUCUUGUUUUUUUUUUUUUUUUUACAUUCUUGGGAUUUGUGCUUCCUAAACAAAUUGAUUUAGAAUUUCUGGUUGUAGUGUAAUAGAAAGUAAAAAUAUAUGGACAUAUAACUUAUAGACACGAAAUAAUAUCUGAGAUUUAAUCAUUUUGUUUACAUUGCUAAGGACACACAAAUGUUUGUCUGUCUUGUCCAAGUAAGGUAAAAACAGUGAUGUUGAACCAAGCUUUCUUACUAAGUGUCAGGUACACCACUAAUCAGGAUUAUCCUGUAUGUAUACAGGAUAUAGUGUAUGAUGAAUGUGGUUGUCAUUCCUGCUCAGAUUAUUUCCAGCCAGCAUGUGCUCAGCUCAAUCUGUGUCCAGAUUAUGAUCAUCACUAAUGUAUCUUCCUCCAUGUUUGUGUUCUUGGCAGGUGGAUAUAAAGAACCAGGGCAAGACUGCACUGCAGGUUGCCGCCCACCAAGGCCACAUGGAGGUAGUGAAGGCCCUGCUACAGGCCAACAGCUCCAUCGAGGUCAAGGAUGAAGAUGGAGAUACGGCAUUGCACUACACUGCUUUUGGGUGAGAACACUCACACACAGUUUGUCCCAUUACACAUACACACGCAUGUAAAUGCAAAAAGGGGCCGAAGCAGCACACUUACUCACGCAAAAUUUCUUCACUUCGUGACAAGAUGCUGGUCUGUUUUUCAGAAAAUCCUGAAGACCAACAGAUGUACAUAAGAGCUUUUGCGUGUCUCCUUCCUUGUAAUGUGAUAAUCCAUUCACAGAAGUGACAGCAUUAGAGUGCUGUCUAAUCAGCCACCCACACCCCCUCCUCUAACCACAUUAACACAUAAUCAGGAAGGUAGCAUUUGACAAAAUCUUCUCUGUAAUUUAUACAAGUUAAAAAUAACUUUGUUUUAGUGCUGAGUGGUAAACAAUGAGGGGAAAAAGGCAGUGUUUCCAAAUGAUGAAGUCUGUUUGACUCAGAAUGCAACCCUUAAGCUUUGUUUAACUCCUAGUUGUAUACUGGUUUGAAUGGCCUUAAUGGAAAGCACUGUGAAGUCAUAACUAAUCACUUAGUGGAAAUAGAAGACAGUGAAAAAUAAUCUGUUUGUGGUUUUCUUUGUGUGCAGUAAUCAGGCAGAGAUCGCACGGCUGCUUUUAAGCAAGGGGGCGAAUGUCAACCUCCUGAACAACUCCAUGUGCACGUCGCUCCACAUUGCUGUAAACAAGGGCUUUACUGACGUGGUGCGUGUGCUGACUGAGCAUUCAGCUGAUGUCAACCUGCAGGUGAGAAGGCCCAGCAUGCCAAAUAAUGAAGACUGACUUUUGAUUUUUAUUGGUCGCACCAAACUGAAAGAUUUAUAUGACUCUUUUGUGUACUUUUUUUGAAAUUCCUUGAACUUGUUUUGAUCGAUUCAGUUUCAAAACCAGUGUUAACAUUUGUGCCAUGGGUAAAAAGGGCAAAAAAGGCAACUCAAUUUGCUUUAAACAAAUAAGAGCAUAUUCCAAAGGAGGAUAAAAACCACAUGCUCAGACAGACAAAAAUUAUGAUGUUAGCUUAUUGAUCUGAUACGAUUGUACAGAAGUAUUUCCAAAUUAAGACUUUACGAUAUUUGAAAAUACUACCACUAGGGCUAGGUGAUAUGGCCCCAAAUGAAUAUCACAAUAGAUUGAACAGUUCACCUCAAUAACGAUAAAUGGACGAUAACAACUCCACAAGCUGCUCAACCCCUCCCACGUGAACUUCGUCUACUUUAGCCUACAACUUUUGAACUGUCCUCCAUCCCCUCACCUGUCUUUCCCUCUUUGUUACGGACUGGAUGGGGUGGAGUCACGUCUGAUGUAGGACAGCGUCUUAAAGGGACAUUUUUUUGAUACCAAAUGCAUUGACAUGGGCAAAAUGACGUCUGUUAUUGUUGUAAAUUUCGGUAUCGUAAAUUUUCUGUUAAUCACCAAUACAAACACCUACAUGUAAAUUCAUCCAUGAGAGUAAAGCUCAGGGACAUUCAUGCUAAAGCCCACUUUAUAUCUUUUUACACAUUCAAAACAACAAAAAUAACAGUAUGUGUGCCAAAAUUAAGUCCAUUUCUUACUAUCCUAAAUGUGUUUCCGUGUCUGAAUACUGAAGAGUGCUCAUGUUUAAGAAUUGUCAAAUCUCUCUUCUCUGUUUUUUGGGCACAUUUAAGGGGAAUUUGUGAUUUGUACUCAGACUGUUUCUACUACCCUCCCCCCAUUGUUCUCUGUUACCAGUCAGAAUGAGUGUCAUGUGAGCUUAGCAGACAGUUUGUGAGUGUGUGAUUGGAGAUCAACACAGUAGGUCUAUGCAGUCGCCAGUAAAUAAGCGUCUUGGACAGUGUUUACAAUACACAUGUCAAAGUGACUGCAACAUUUUCCUUUCAAAAGCAGUUGUAAACAAACAAAUUCAAAUAUUUAUGUCCUUUGAGUGAGACCUCAGUUUUACUUUUGACCCUCAGCCUUGUUCGUGUCUCUUUACCGUGUUUCCAGACUGUCUAACAUGCCCGCAACCAGGCCUGGAAUUCACUUACAGCACAUUAUUCUGCUUGAGUAGAGCGGCUACUCAUCUAAAAGCAUGAUGGUGUAGCCGCCCAGUUUGUUUGUUUGUGCUUGGACCAGAAUGCUUUGAAGCAGUCUGUAAAAAUAGACCCACAAAUAGUGAUCAUGGUCUGUGGAAGGUUUCAGGGUUGCAACAGAUUUCAGCAAACAAAAUUUUGCAGUGGCAACAAAAUGGCUUAUGUAUUAUAGAUACUGAGUGAUCAGUGAUGGAGUUUGGAAAAUAAAGUUUCACUCCGUUGUUCCCUCUGCUGGGACACUAUGAUUUGUUCAACUGCCAUCACAACAAAUUGAAAACGGUUUUCUGACAUUUUUGCUUUGUCAUGUCUCAACAAGUGUCAUGACAAGGCUCCAAAAACCUGAAAAACUAGUCCAGGCCCAGAGUGUGUCACAGCCUUACUAUCUAUGCCUCUGUUUUUUUUUUCCUCCAAUCAGGAUUCAUACGGGGACACACCGCUCCAUGACGCCAUCGCUAAGGAUUUCCGUAACAUCAUUGAGAUCCUGGUUUUGGUGCCCAACAUUGACUUCACCCAGCAGAACCACAGAGGCUUCAACCUGCUGCACCACGCUGCUCUGAAAGGAAACAAACUGUGAGUGGAGAUCACGUGCAGAAAUUUCUGCAGCUGUGUUUUAAAGCUUGUAUAAUGAUUUCUGAUAUGUUCAGUGGAGUAUAAAACAGUUCAGUGACUUUUUGGAAACACCAGCAGACGAUCAGCUUUCUGGCCCCCGAUCUGAUUUUUGUCUGAAUAAGUAUCUGUUGAUACUUCAGUCCCAGUGAGAUGCUUGUAUUUACAGUGUUUCUAUUUUGUGAUACAUUAUAAAUGAUCAUAUUCUACGAAUAAUGAAACAAAACAGAUGCGUCAGAGCAAGAAAUAAACAGAUAUAUUUGUAGAACAUCUCUAUCUGCAAAGAUCAGCCCUGUUGAUGCAUCAGUAUUGAGUUUUAUGCAUAGACUGUAUAUAGAAUGGACUUUGUCUGCCUCCUCGCUUGGUGAAGCCACUAGCACCCUCUGAUGACGGGCUGCGGUAUAGGUCAUAAAUCCCGCCUCCUCCAGCAAUCCCUAUGGAGCCGUGGACAAACUUUAGAAAUUUAUUACACAGAAUAUACAUAUUUCUCCCCCCUGCUUGCAAUGUUGACAUGUAGUUACAGUAAGACUGGUUUGUGCUCAAGUCCUCUUUUUUUCUGUGCAGCUCCAUUUUUAAGUCAUCAGGGGGUUCAUGUUUUCUAGGAUUGACACUUGAUACAGCCUGAGGGCGUACAAAGAUCGCGACUCUCUCGCUGAAUGCAAACAAUGGUACUGCGCAAGUGGUGGUUCCAGGAAGUGGAGAAAAUCCUGGGAAUACCGAGAGCAAUUCGGCUUCAAAUUCGUAUAAUGAUGGAAGGUGGAGCUAAGUUGUCCAUAUUAUAUACAGUCUAUGGUUGUCAAACACAAAUGUUAGAUGUUUGUUUGUAUUCUGUUGCAUCCUGCCUUAAUCUUCAUCACGGUGAUGUAAAUCUGAAACGCUUUAAACACCUCAGAGCAACAGAAAGAGUCUCCUGCUAGAAAAACGUCAUUUUUUUGAAAAGACACGCUCCUGAGAUAUUUUUAGAGGGGAAUUUUAAAGGAGGGACUAUAUUAUUUCUAGCUGUUACUUAAAAAUAAUUCAAGUCUCAUGGCUGGUUAAAAAAUCAGACACAAAAAAAGUGGUCAACAAAAAUCAAUUCUAGUGUCCAGUACUGAUGCUGAUUAUUCUAGAGCAGCCAGCUGAAGGCCUUGAAUCAUCUUGUUAUUGUUGUUUGCUUUAGAUAAAAUAUAAACAUUCAAUAACAUUAACAGCCUUUACUCCAUGCACAUUACAAUAUAAUGUACAUGAAUGAUGGACUUCAAAACAUGACACAUUUAUGACAAACUCAAUUAUUCUUUAAAUUCAAACAGAAUAUACAUUCAAAGUUGUGAGUGAGACUUAGAAUGAGAAAGGCGGACUAUCAUUUAAGAGGACGCUAAUGUUGUUUGACAGCCACCUGACAAGGGAAAAAGUGACUGCAUAGUGACAAAGAAGAAACCUGUAACUACAGUUUUUACUCACUUUAAACCAGUGUCCUAUAACAUGAGCUUGUUAGCUUUCCACGUCUGCAUUUGUAUGUAUGAGAACUGGAAGUGAUGGUGUGGGGCGUGUGUGUGGGAAUCUCUCCUGUGUGUUCAAAUGAGAACUCAAAGGUCAUCUCUCAAAACUAUCUGAUACAGAUAGAGCUCAUCUCCCACACAGCUUCUGCUGCUGUCAGCAAGCUGGAUGUCAAUAUCAGCCAAAAAAUGCUACAUUAACUUCUGCAUCCUCAUUUUCCUGCACGCAUUCAUGUCCUUUAAAGUUCGAGCAUAAUCCUUCUUCAGCAUGGCAGGGCGUGAGAUCCAUGAGUGGACAAAAAUGUACAAAAUCCCAAACAAACUAUGACCACUACACAAGGAAGAGCUUCUGGUAGCAGUGCUACCGGUGCUACCAAGUCUGCAGAGGUUUCACUGCUGUGCCAAGCAGUUUUUGAAAAGGUUGAGAACAUUUGUUUUCAUGAAAAUAUCACAGAGUUUAAUUGUAUUCCUCCCAGAAUGGCUCCUGGUCCUUUUUCUUUUCUUUCACGGUAAACAAUGGGGAUCUGGUGAAAGAUUAGCUCCUGCAUUUUACUCGACACUGAGGUUGCUGGAGGCUGAACGUUGAGACAGCCUCACUGACACCUGUCACAAAGGCUUCAUUGUCCUCUGGCUGUGUUGGUUUCAGGCUGGUUGACACUGCAGGUGCUUAAUCUCGAGGUGAGCCCAGAGAGGGCAGCGACCAGGCAGAGAGGAAAAAACAUUACAAAACAUUCUCACAUUGAUAAGGUUUCAUCUCUCAAACACAACUCUUGGUGUGCCAGAGUCCUCCUCUGUUCAUGUUGCAUCACAUCAGCCCCCACUUACCCUGAAUAGCCUGCAACUGUGGAGAUAGAGAGCUCCAAAAGUGAAUGGGCUCUUUUUAGAAGUUACCACAGGUCCGUUAUUUAAAAAUCAUGUUAUUUUCAUACUGUAGAAACGGCUCAAAGUCAUCACAUCUGUGUGGGUGAAGCAGGUUUUGUAAGCAGGGGAUCAUUUAGCAACCUUUCUCUUGAGUGAAGAGCACCAUUUAGUUGAGAUUCAUUUGCAUAUAAGACUUUGAUUUUAGUUAUGAAACAAAUAUAUCAACAGUUUCAUAAUAGCUUUUUUAGAGCUUAUGAAUUACUGUAAAAUAAUGAACUACGUAUCUUUAGACCUAUAAUUUUUACUGAGACCAAGGACCUGCUGGAGGUUAGGGGCUCAGCUUUUGGUUCUUUCCUUGUGCUGCUUGUUUGUUCUCUGUUUCUUUGACUUGCAGAUUCAAAUACCUGAAUAUAAGAGGGUGUUUUUAAGAAAGUGAAAACUGCCAAGCAGAGUCACAGAAAGAUGGAGGGCAUAAAAACACCACCUUGAAAUGUGAUCGUAGGUUAAGAGUAUGUUAAUUAUCAGACAAAUCAACCAUCAGAAAGACUGCAAGUGAUUUUUAUUUUUAUAAUACUUUAUGAGUGCUUCAUAUACAUAUGUUUUCUUCGUUACUAACAAGGUUUGGUCUUCUUGGGUCUUUUCCCUAAAGUAGGUCUUAUAGAGGAGGGGUUGUCUUGGAAGCUGGCACACCUAAUGAAAGAGUCAGUUUGCUUCUUUUCAUUGUGGCGCGAAGUCGUUCACUUUUAGUCGACCAAAUUUCUCUUUUUGACGAAAUGGCUCAUAUUAUUGUCAGGAGGCUAAUUUCAGCCUUUAUUUAAUAUGUUUACAUUUUGCUCUUGUGUUUUUAUUGUGCUUACGUUUUCAUGAUUGUUUAAUUAUAUUUUUACAGCAUUAUUUUGGCUUAGAAACGGACCUGGGUACUAAUUUUGUACCACAAACUGUAAAAGGUGUGGGGUACGACAAAUCAAGUUCCUUGAAUCCUCAAUUUAAACAUGAAACCCCGUUUCCAUCAAAGCGAAAUGAAAUGUAAUUAAAAACAGAAUUUGAUGUUUACACAUCAUUUAAACUCUGUUUAAUGGACACUUAUUUUAAUGUUGGAGUUGAACAUUUUUCUUAUUGUUUAACAAGAAAUAUGUGAACAUUUUACCUUUCCUGCCAGCAACCACCACUGUGUGGACUUUUUAGCAAGGUGCCCCCCUGGAGAUCACAGCUGUCCUGUAUUGGUCUUUGGCCCCUUUUGCACAGUUUCUCCAGUUUCAGUAAAUCCUCUUAUGAUAUUAUGUAAUGUAAAUAGAUGAGAUAAGACAAUUCCUUACAGUUAUUAUCUGAGGAAUAUUACUCAUUUUUUAUUGUUCACCAUUUUCUCAUGUAGUUUCUCACAUAGUGGUGAUCCUCUUCCAUAUUCAGAGAGAUGCAGCCUCUGCAGAGUAGGGGGAGAUGUUCUGGCCUGUAUUGUUUUUGCAUUGUACCUUUUGUUUUUUCCAGUGUAAUAUUAACCCCGCCUGAACUUUUUUGAAAUGUGUUGCUGGUGUCAGAUAUUUGUAAAAUGGUUAAAUUGUUCAUUUUUAACAAUUGAUUUGUGUUUUUUUCACUAUUUUCAGAGGACCUUAAAUGAUUUCAAACCACCAAAUCUGUUUUUAUUAACAUUUGAAGAAGUGUCUGAGCUCUCAGGAAUCAUGGCUGUACAUCAAAUCUUGCUUUCAGGUGCAGUCGUAGUCUGCCAACACGUCAGAACUGGCAGAUCCCUCUGAUAAGAUCAAGAAAAUAAAUUUUUCACCACCUGUUUGAAAAAUGAAUAGGAGAGUUAGUCACCUUAAGGCUCUGUCGUCUUAAGAGUUCAUAUUUUUCACAGUGCAUCAAGUUUGCCUUGCCAUCGGGAGGUUUCCGCUUCUUUGCUCCAGAACUUUUACGACCUUGCAUGAACUUUCCUCCCCAAAUAUAACAAAAUUAUGUCAUGGAAAAUUGUCCCAGGCCCUUUUUUAAAGAGGUGACAUGAAGGAAAGGAAGCAAGACUGAAAAACACCAGGGUCGCCAUAAAUUUCCUCUCUGAAGGAAAGCCACUUCAUUCAGGGAUUUUGAAAGUAUAUUUUGUGUAACUUGAUGGAAAACAUCUUGAAGAUUUAUAUAACAAAGCUCUGUUAUUGUCAUCAGUGGAGUUUUUUUGAAGGCUGUGAAUGGAGUAUGAUUUCUCGUCAGUGUCUCCACCAUCUCCUCACACCAGUCUGUCAGCUACUAAAACACUCAAAUAUGAGCAGAAAUCAAUUCAUUUUUCCAGCGCUAAAUUCUGACUUCCCAGUUUCACAUUUCCACAUCACUUCAUCAGCCAGUCUGCUUAAAGCUACUACUGUGCAGACCCUGAAAAUGAGCUCUGCUACAAAUAAUAAAGUCAGGAACACAAUGUGGACAAAUGUCAUAUGAAAAGAGGGGAAAAAAACAGUCGCAAAGCAAUAACAGCAUGCGAGAGAGGAAAAAGAGCAGCAGCAGCAGCCUUUGCAGAGGCCACGGUAGACACUCAUUUAAUAAAUGUCCAAUCUGUUCUGGCAAGUGUCAUAUGUGCAGCGCAGAGAGUUUAGGCUGCACUGCGCUGCAUUCAUUUAGCUUGACAUCAGCCACCGUGCCAAAAGCAGAGACGCAGGAUUUACAGUGUUCAGGAUUAGCUCGGUUCACCACUUCAACCAUAUUUCAUCAUCAGAGGCCCACACUUCAGGGAUAAAGUCCAGGCGCUGCAGGGUUUUUUUCUCAAGUUUGUUUUGGCUUGAAUAAAAACUGUACUAUAGAUAAAACAGGUCUCAUCUGAGGUGAUCAUCUAAUCUAUUUGUAGUAAACUCAAAAUUAAUAGUUUUCAAUAUUUUGUUGAUACAAACAAAGGAUGGAGUGAUUGAAAUUUUUAUUUCAGGACAAAAUGAAACUCUAAGAAGGUCGAGGCUGAAGCUCAUUUACUACUAUCUCUUAGCUCAAAGGAACAUGGCCAUCACAGAAACCGGUUCAUAACUAGAACAGCAGUAACAUUACCAUUAUGACCAUCAUUGUCAUUAAGUUAUUUUUAACUUUAAAAGUUAUUAAGUUAUUUGUUUAGCAGAACAAAAAGUCGAUUAUUUGGCUUGUGAUCGGCUUUGUCUCUUACAAUUCCACUGACUUUCUUUAGCAAUAAAACAUAGAAUCUGGAUUAGUUUUAGAAGUAUUUCACCAUACCUCUACACAGUAGUUGUUGCGCUGGACUAUGAGCAAAUAGUAGAGUUUGUAUGGAGAGUUUUGGAUGAAGAAAUCUUGAGUAUUGUACAGAAUUGCCAUUGGGUUUGAUGUUAUGGCUUCAGUAUGGCUUGUGUGUUUUUCAACUUAGUUUGCUGUCAAUCUCCUGAAAAUGUUCCAUGUAUUAAAAAGGUAAAAGCCCCAAAAUGCUAACUUUAAAAAAAUAUACAAUAUGCACAGCAUUGGUCCAAGGACUGGACCCUGUGGCACCCCACGCAGAACUCUUUGUUGGGUCAUCAUUUUUAGUGUAUGUCUUUGUUUUAUUGUCCCCGGCCUAAAAAGAAACCUCAUCCAAAAAACUACGUUUUUGUUUUUCCAAUAGGACUCUGUUUAGAGUUUCUGCGCGCAGCUGUGGCCCUCUUGUUUUUUUUGUGACAGUAAGAUGAGAAUGUUUUGUUUAUUGGUAUUUAUUUACUGUGAGGAAAUGGAAAAAGAGGGCUAGAGGCCAAGUUCUCAAACAGUCCUGGGAAAAGAAAAGAAACAAGGCAAAAAGCCAGAUUUCCUCUGGACCUUUCUGCUGGGCAGAGGAGGCAGAUGAAUGUACAGGAUGGUUGGUCUGUUUACUGUAUUUGCUGAGUAAUAAGAGUAUUUGGCAGGAUUUCUCCCUCUUUCCAGUAAAAUCAUCGCCUUGGAGCUUUGUUGCUUGUCCUCAGUGUCACCAGAUGUCUUCUGUUCCUCAACAUGUUCUCCCCUUCCUCCUAUUUAGCCAACUUCUCCUUUGCAAUUCACCCCUCUCCUCUGGAGUUGCGUAGCGCCUUCUGACAAUACACUGUAAACCCAGGGACACACACCAGAUAGAUUUCAAACAAUGCUUACUUCCUCUUUCUGGUAAAUUUCUUCAGAAGCAAGUUACAAAGCAGCAUGACACCAACUCCCAAAAAUAACCAAACGAUGACUUCAGCUACUAGAAAAAAAACUCAUAACCACUCUGCCCUCUGGCCCAUACCUCCUAGCUGUUGUGUGCAAAGGCCUGACUGUGCGGACUGCCUCCAAAACGUCAGCUCAAAUCUGAAUAUUCAUGAACACUCAGGAGUAACAAUUAUGGAAAUAAAGCAGAGAAAUGAGGUGUGGUGGUGACAAACAGCGUGUGGGUAUGUCUACCUCAGAUCUGCGAGGGUGAGCGCUUUAGUUUGUGAAGGUGCUCCCUGACAGUAUUUCCCUCUAUCAAUACCUACACCAGACACACAAACACACUCACUCACACACACAGAGCUGCAUUGCAGGCACCGAUGACCUCCAAAGUCUCUCCAACAGCUUUAAUCUAUAUAAUACACCCAGAGGAGAACCCAUCCGUAUGUGUCUGUACAUUAAACCACACCGCCGCGCCUCUCAGCGGUCUUGCCCUGAGAGGUUCAUUAUAGAUCACCAUCACACUGCUAUGAAUGAGCCUGUAAAGACUGUAACUUUGCUUUUAUAGUAAUUAAAACUGUACAGACUGAUACUUAUUUCACAAAUGCACAAAUAAUUUACAGCAGGUAACAUACAACCUUUACAGCAGCUAGCUUUUUACAAUCCUGGGUAGAGAUCAUUUUAGAUUGUGUGCACAAUAUGUCAGAAGAAUCUGCUGAUGGACAGAAAGACAUCUGCUGUGUUAAAUUACUUUUAUUUUUAUUUUUACGCAUUGUUUUUUUUUUUUUUUCACGUUUCAUGUAAAAUCUAAGCGGGCCUGAAGGGUUAAAUUAUCACAGCUGCAGUUCAGACAUUGUAAAAGUUCUGUGAGUUCUUAACAAGAGACAAAAGAUCCUUUAUGUUGAGUACCCAAAAUGAACCCAACUGUGACUUCAAAACCAAGGUCACUGAGAGACCUGAGAGUUUUGUAUGCUGUUGAAACCCUACCAUCCACAGAUGAAUGUGAUUCAUGUGAGUUCAUUUUUUUCCGUGUCACUGUUGAAAAUAAAUCCCUGUUGAUGUAAAGUUUUGAACAUUUAACACAUCCAAGGAAUAACACAGUGUAACACAAGCACAAAUAAUCGGAAUAAAGGCCCGAUGGGAAAAAAAAAUGCGUCAUAUAAACAUGUCGAUCGGAAGAUUCUGAUCCAAUUCGGCUCAAUCGGAUAGAAAUAGUAUUUCGAUCGAGAGGGGUGGUUUAUGCCGAUCGUUAUUCUGAAAUGCGUCCAUGUAAACACUUAAUUCGAUAAUGACUCUCUAACCUGACUCGGUCUUCACUCUUUAUCCUUGUCGCCAAUACAGGAAGUUUCAUUAUUAACACUCUGGCAUAAAACCCAACUGCAAGUUCAGUGUCUGCUCCUCCGAUAACAAGGCAAACAUACAGUGUAAUGAUGUCACAUCUGCACGCACAGAGUAACCUUUAACAGAAAAGUAAAAUAAGUAGGCAAGGGCACCAUCUAUUGACAACAUCUAACAGGGGGAAAAAUCCUGAAUUAGGUGGAGUGAGUCACUACCACGUUUGUUGGUUUGUACGCACAGGCGUACAACUCUUACAACUCUUCUUCUUCUGCAGUUUUUUUAGCGAAAUCAGAUUACUCAUGUCCAAAUGCUUCUAAUCUGAAUAAAACUUGGUGCAUGUAUACGCACGUCAUGAUGGGAUUAUUAGAUUUUGUGCCCGUAUAAACAGUGGAUUCAGAUUUUCUGAUCCCUCAAGAAAUGUCCCUAAACGUAAAUUUAAGACUGUGAUAGAAAGCGAAAUCCCAGCUGCCUCUGUCAAGAUCAGUAAGAUCAACGAGUUAACAUUAACUCUCAGCCCCAUGUCCACUGAAGAAGGGUUGGGCCGUGUGGCGUGGUGGCAUGCAGACUUCCUGGGUGCUUGCUAAGGCUGUCGGCUUCAAUUUCACACGUCAUAAAGCAUGCUCAGCUAUAGAGCAGAGGACAAAUCCACACUGCAGCCCAGGCUCACCGUGCAGCAAUGACCAGCUGCAUGAAACAUGGAAAAAAGUCUUAAUGGUGUCAGUUGUCACAAAAAGAAAAACAAAACGUGCAUCUAUCCUUUGACCAUGUAGGUGACAAAAGGAUAUCAGAGAGGAUGAUUGAAGCUUUAACCUUAAAAGGGUUCAGUGGCUAAUGUUCUUAGCUGUGGCAGGCUUUGAGUUGUGAGGUGCUGAUUGCAUCAGCUGUGAUUUUCUACUCUAGUUUAACACUGAGUAUUAGCAAAAGCUCUGAGGAUGAGAGGAGUCUCAUAUUAUUUAAGGCUUCAAGCAACAAUUGACCUGUAACAUUUGAGGUAGGUGAGAAUUAAGGAAACAUCAGGAGGUCGCUCGGCUGCAUUAAGUGAGAACUGGCCUCCUGUGGUGCCUCGGUGUUUUCUUGUUAGAUCAGCUUGUUAGCAGCUCUGCAGCAGCUGCGUCUCAUGCCAAGUCUGCUGUGGCAGAGAAUAAUAUGAGCUUUAGAGGUUUAUGCUUUGUGCGUGUUAUGCAGUCCGCCAAUGGUUUCGUUGUUCAUGCUCUGUCGCUCUGUCUGAUUAGGUGCAUGUGCAUUAUACAAGGUGAAACUGAGGUGUAAAAUUGGACUUAAUAACCAACCUCAGAAUACUUUUAAUCCAAGGUGAGAUUGCAGGGUAACUCGCAGUGGGAUAGCUACUGAUUGCUUGGGUGAACAAUAGUACAUAAUAAAUGGAUUCUUUGAUAGAAAGAUAGCCUUGAAAUGAUUAAUCACAAUGCCUUUAAACGUGUAAGAUUAAUGCCACUACAUUGUGUAAAAUUAGAAGGGAAAUGUUAGAGUGCUGUAAUGAUACUUUUAAUUUAUGCAGCCUUUAUGGAUCAUCACAGACAUGUUGGUAAAAGCACACAAACAUCAAGAUGUUAAAAAGAAAAAAAAAGAGGAUCUGGGGUAACUGUUCCAGCUGUAAGUGUUUUUAAUUCAAGCAGGAGUGUUGUGUGCUCUGCCUAAUUGAGCCUUGUGUUGUUUGUCCCGGCGGCAGGGCCACAGAGAAGAUCCUGGCCCGGGCACGGCAGCUGGUGGACGUUAAGAAGGAAGAUGGAUUCUCCGCGCUGCAUCUGGCUGCUCUCAAUAACCACCGAGAUGUUGCAGAGAUCCUCAUCAAAGAGGUGAGUUCAAGACAGGAGCAGGUUACAGCCCUUAAAAUUAGUUUCCAUGAUUUAAUCACUGCUGCGUUUACAUUUUAAGUUAUAAUUUAAGAGGUGUAUACAUACUCAAAUUUUUAUACCACUUCUCCAUAACAAGAGAUCUUCUACUGAGCUGAUAGUUACUGGUUAUUACUGCUUUGUGUUCCAAGAAUCCUGCAUUUAACAAAUUUCUGUGGGGUUGUUUGAAUUGCCUCCAGAAAAUUUAUGAUAAGACAACAUGAAAGGUUGGAUGUCAAUUCUAGGGGGCGUUUUUUAGCUGACAGCACCCUCAACCUCAGUUUAGGAUCUAGAUGUGGAUCUAAAAAGCAAGCAUGGGGAGUCUGUCCUUGGUACAGGCCAUCAUAGGAGGUGACCAGGUUGACACCAGAGUUUGAACAGAUUUAACAAAGAGCGCUGAGAGCACAGUGAAAAACAUCAGAUAAAGUUUAGGUUAUUUACACACAAGGCAAACAUUUUAUUGUGCUGUAAAUUGAGAUAAGAGAUAAGAUAUACUUUUAUUAGUCCCACAGGGGGAAGUUUGAAAAUUACAGCAGCAUAAAUACAAAAGAAAAAUUAAAGGAUAAAGAAACUUAAAAAAAAUAAAGACAUGCAUAAGUCUUGUUUACUAUAUAUAUAUAACCAUAAUCUUGUCUUGACAAUUAGUACCAUGCCUCAGGAGUGAGAUUUACGUUUUAAUUUCUUUCAGAGAAAAUUUACCCGCCUUUAUUUGUCUACCACAGGGGCGCUGCGACAUCAACAUUCGCAACAACCGGAACCAGACGCCUCUGCAGCUGGCGGUGACGCAGGGCCACACCGAGCUGGUGCAGCUGCUGGUGGAUGAGGGUGCCGAUGUCAACAUGGAGGACGAGGACGGAGACACGGCCAUGCAUGUUGCCCUUCUGCGCCCACAGCUUGCAAACAUCAUGCUCAGCCCAGCAGUGGGAACCAGCAGCACAGAGGAGAGCAGUGAGGGCUGCUCAUCCACGUCGCUCUACUGCAGGGUGAGAACCAUGACAGAGAGUCUGUUGUUGUCAUUCAGAGUAACUUCAUGCACAUUUAAAAACAAAUCAAGGUUUUUCUCUGGUAUAGCAGGAAACUGAUUCAAAGAUUUGAGCAAAUGUGACACAGUGGAGGCCUGAUCUUUUGCACUUUUUUGUGUGAUUAUCUACUUUGUUUGCAAAUGAGGGACUGUUAAGUCCUCCUUAGCUUGCAGAGAAUUGGCUAUCAACAAAUGCAAGCGUAGGUAGUAUUCAAUUGACAGUAUUGUUUAAACUAAAUCAGAAUCAGGUUUAUGCCAAGUAGGUUUAUACACAGAGAAUUAGUCUUAGUGUUUUAGUGCUAAACAAUAGACACAAGAAGAAAAAUUAAGGUCAAAAGCGUGUGCACAGCAGUAUUAUUGCUCUCAGAGUGGGAUUUGGAUUUAAAACUGGUAUUUUUCUGAUCCUGUUGACUUCACACACAAUUUGAAGGUGCUGUACAGUGACUGCAGCUGCUCACUAACCUAUUAACACUGAUUUCAUAGUAUUGGUUGAACUGAAUGAGCCGAACACCAUUUUCUCAUAAUGUUGACACGUGACCAAAUAUCAGACCCAGUGUGUCAACAUCAAGCAAAGGUCGCAAAUACGAUUACCCAGAUGAAAUAAGGGUUGUUGAAACACUGGACUAGGGGUAAAUAGAGGCUAAAUGAGCGAUAAACAGAUGCUAGGAGGUAGCUGAGGGCUGAAGGGGGGUUAAAUGGAUUAAUGUGGUUUUAAGGGUGUAAAAACAGGCUUAAAGGGGGUAGAUUAUGGGAUAGAUUGACUUAAUAUAAAGCAGGGAGUGAAUGGUAAACAAAAACAGGGUCAAUAAAAGUGAUGUUUACAGUCAGGGGUUAAUCUAGGAUAAAGCUUUAAGGUAAAUGAAGAGUGAAAGGUAGCAGGAGGGAAUAGAAGUCUUCAGGUAAAAGGUUGACUGAGGUGAAAGGUCUUUGCUUUGUUGUGUAAACAGGGGGAGGCGGGUAACUGAGGGGAAAGCUGUCAGAUAGAAAGGUCCUCUUAUGUCAGUGAAAGCUCUGCUUUUAUUUAUAAUACGCUGUUUUUUUUUUCUUAGAAAAUCAGAACAGUAUAAAAAUGUGUGAGCAUUUAAGUCUUAAUGGAUUAUUUUCCUAGAAGAAAAAAUAAAAUCCAACCAUAAUCUGACAAAGCUUGUUCGCUUUGAAGGUACAGUAUGUAGUGGUUAGCAGAACAGACAGAGUACAAAAGAGGGCUUAUUCACACUGACUGGCACAGAAUUUUUUUUAAAUUAAAUUUUAUUUUAACCUGUUCAACCUGAGCAGCAAAAAGUAUGACACUAUAACCAUCAUAUACUGUAUAAUUGAGAUCUCAUACUGUCACUAUAUGGUGCUGGACAGCAGGUGCUAGUAUAGACCUUUAAAAGUCUAACACUUAAGUAGAGGUCUUACUCUCUGUACCCCAUGAGUAUGUAACUGUUAAAAAAAAGGAUGUUAUAUGGAGCACUGCUGCCAUAUUGAUUAAGGCCCUUGCCCAGUGUACAGAUGCUACAGACCUCAUUGCAGGGGCCUCCCAGCUGUGAUCAUGCUUUUUCCUUUCUCUCCUCAACUUUCAUAUCCACAUAAGGCAAACAUUACAUGAAAACGGCAUUACACUUUGGUCUGCACAUGCCCAGCUUGAUGAUAAAAAUAAGGUUUCAUUUGUUCAUUUACUAACUCUUAGGAUUGGGAGAAAAAAUCGAUACAGCACAAUAUCGCGACAUUUUGUCUGGCGAUAUAUCGUAUCGUCUCAUUAACCAAGUAUUGAUUUUUUCAAAUUAACUGUUAAUAUGACGUCAAAUCUGUGAUAAUGGAAAAAUAAAAUCAACUGUUUGUCCAGUGAAGUUGGCAGAGGUGACAUCAUAGAGCAGGAGAAAGUUAGAACAACAAAUAUAGAUUAGGUUUCUAAGAUGUGCUACAUGAAAAUAAAAUACAGCCUAAAUAAGACAAACAUGAAGGAAAGACAAAUGCUAAACUAGCUAAACAGUUGAAAAAAUUAUAUAAAUUGCAAUAUAUUGUAUUGCAGUACUUACUGUAUUGCAAAAUAUUACAAAUCACGAUGAUAUUGUAUCGUGGGCCCACUGGUGAUUGUACACCCCUACUAACUCAUAGUGAAUGUUACCUCAGGACACAAAUGAGUAGCUCUAGAAUGAACUGCCACUGAAGAUAAUUUACAGAAAUCAAACAUGAGCGUCUAACUUGACAAACACUUGAUAGAAGUUUCCAACAGUGGUAAGAACCUCUGUGUGUGACACCAUUUACUUCACACAUAAGAAAAAAGAUAACUGCAGUGUUGAACACAUGCUGACGAUCAUUAGAUUUUAAAAUCCCCUCUGUGACACUUUCUCAGCAUCCCUUUUUCACCCCAACAUCCCACCGAUCCCACCAGCACUGAUACUAAAUAUUAAGAACCCUCCACUCUUCGCUUUUUGCAGCAUCUUUGAAUGAGCACUGAAAUCACUGUUACAUCAGAUCAUGCUGAUAUCAUUGAAAAAUGUCCUUCCCAGUCUACAUGACCGCAAACACUGCAGCCUCCACUCAAUAUCCUGGACACCUGCCAAACCAGCACACACACACGCUAAUACACACAUACAAACACACACACACAUGUCCCUUGUAGGUGGCUAGACUUAAGUGCUCAGGGCUGUUUUGUCCGCUGUCAGCAGACGAGUUAUUGGGCGAGUUCUCGGGCUGAUUAGAUUUAGCUUUGUGUUUCAGCCUGAGCAGGAUUGUGUUGAUUUUAAUUCAAUUACCUUUUUGUUUUUUCAUAAUCAGCUGUGUCCUCGCCCACUAAUUACCCUUACUUCUUAUCCGUAUUACGAGCAUGUUUGUAGAUUACACUCUGCGUCAAAAUCCCAUUUGUUCAAACUCCUCUACUUUCUUUUGUUUUUCCGUCCCGGAUUCCCCUCACCGUCCUCGUUGUUUGUUUACAGCUGAACGCAUCGGGUCUUUUGGGGAACACAGAGAUGAGUGUCGGCGCAGCGAUCGCUUGUUUUCUAGCGCAGGAAGGAGCUGACAUCAACUACGCUAACCACAAGGGCAAGAGUCCGCUGGACCUGGUGGCAGACAGCACCAUGACGCAGCUCAUCAAGAGCUUCUCUGAGAAACACAGGUUGGUGUCUGUCACAGUAAGAGUUAUAUUCUUGAUUUAGAGUCCGUUUAAAGGUGGAAAAUGCUCUUUCUGUGAUGGCAUGUCAUCAAACUGUACGUUAUCUUGUUAGGUUGCAGCGUCUACAGGCCAUCACAUGUGGACAGGGCCUAAGCAGCGCCAGCCUACGGAGAGUCCACACUACACCUAACACCAUGACAAACCUGGUUCUUCCCACACCGCCGGGGCCCAGUGAAUGCCUCAUCUGCUCUGAGCUGGCUCUGCUGGUUCUCUUCUGUCCCUGCCAGCACAGCGUGGCCUGUGAAGGUGGGUGGAAGCUUGGAGUUAAAGCAGGGGUGGGAUGAAGCCAACGGCAGCAAAGGGCCACACCGUUAUCAGUACUUGGAAAUGAGUAUGUGUGAAAACAGGAGAGAAAAUGAAAGGUUCUUGUCAUUUUUUGGUUUUGGUUCAAUCUUGGACUGAUCUAAAGCUGGAUUAUUAAAACAACAACUGAGUUUCUAUGAGUAUCAAUGUUAGUGAUGUAUCAGCCCAUAGUAGAGGUCUGAAUGUUUGAAUGUUAGACAAUGCUGAAUGAGAUGACUUCCUCUUCUUAAGAGUUAUAAAAGAAAAGACUUGAAGAUGAAAAAAGAAAACUAUUGAAAUUAAAAAGGAUGAUGAUGAAAAAAUGAAGUAAAACAGGUCAGGCUGCCACUUUAAACACCUUUGAAAUGAAAUUGGUUUUUUUUCAGUACCUUUUCAAAUUCACACCAGAACUGUUUGGCCCACUUUAAAUGAACCACAGUUUGUUUCCUCAUAUAGUCUGGUAUGUUUGGAGCGGUCUGAAAGCUCUCAUGAACUCUGGACCAAACAAGUGAACUCUAGCAUUUAAGCAUUUGCUUCUUCCUGUCCCUUCUUGAACAAUUAUGGUUGUAUUUUAUUAUUGUUGCUGAUGUAUUGGUGUUAUUUGUUCAAGACAAAUAAAAUAGAAAGAAAUAGAAAUAGUCCCCUUUAAAAAAAAACAGGGGGAGGGGCUCAAUUUGCUUCUAAGUGAACCCUGGUGCAGUUUGAACAAAGCAGACCAUCUCAGGAACCAAAGGCUGGAAGUGACAUGAAGGGCAGUGCACCUGUUUGUCAAUAUCCCACUCUGCUUCUGCGUAACUAUGGCAACAACACGUUGUCUUCUCUUGCUAGGCAGGCCUACUGAUUCAUUUGUCUCAUGUUAAGAACAACGUGCUGGACAUCUUGCUGCCCUGCUUUCUGUUCAUACUUCGCACACUACCCAUGACCUACAUGUUCCAGCCUGUGGCCUUUGUCAUUUAAAUAGAGUAGAUUUAAAACAGCUGAAUCAGUCACAUCCAAUCAUAAGGAUCCACAAACAUGUCAGCCAGUUGGGCGAUUGCAAAGUUGGGACGUGUGAUCAUGUGACAGUCCCAAGUUGAGUGUUCAAUGAGGCAGAGAGGUUUUCUUUGAUUUCUCCUUAUUCUCCAUGCGCCCUGAAAGUAGGAGAAAAAGUGCCAGAAAUCCCCCGCUCUGGAAUUUGAUCAAAUUAAACGUUUAAAAAGACUCAAACCAAAUGUGUUUUUUUUCCUUUCAUCCUUGCUCUGACAGAGUGUGCUCAUCGAAUGAAGAAAUGCAUCAAAUGCCAAGUCACAAUCACCAAGAAGAUUAGACAAGGUGAGAAGACGGGUGUGUGGGAUUGUUUAGAGGAGGAUAUCGACAGUCGUGUUUCACACAUUUUUAUUUUUGUUUUGAUAAAAAGAAGGAAAAACACCCAAUAAAACCUGUAUUUAAUACGGAUGGUUACCUCUUUGUUAAGGAUAAGCUACUUGUAGAACUUCUAGACAUGAUUCCUGAUACAGCCUUGAAUUCUGUCACAGCAGGAAAGUGUCUGCAUGUGUCUGAAAAUCUUCCUUUUCUAACACCACACUUGUUGAUGACCCUCCUCCUCCCCACAGACCAAACAGAGGUGGACUGCAGCCCCGGCACCGAGAACUCAGAGCAGCACAACCUGCUGGAACAGCUGCAGUCUCGCUACCGGCAGAUGGAGGAGCGGAUCACCUGCCCCAUCUGCAUCGACAACCACAUCAAGCUGGUCUUCCAGUGCGGACACGCCUCCUGCAUCGACUGCAGCGCCGCCCUCAAGACCUGCCCCAUCUGCCGGCAGACCAUCAGAGAGCGCAUCCAGCUAUUCGUCUGAGCUCCUCUUGUCUUCUCAGCUCUUCAACAGCCAAAGAGGAUGUCAGAGGGGGGACGGGGGGAGGAAUGGGAGGGGGCAGCUGUUACAUUUUCAGAAUCUGUGACCUUUCUCUGCCUGUCACACCUUCCUGCUCCCCUGCUCGCCCCUCAAACUUUACUACAUGACGCUGUGUUACAUCGCUGAGAGUCCGCUGUUACAUUUGCAGAAGUUUCCCUCGUGAUCAGCACAGACAGGAACCUGUCCAUGACUUUUGACGUGAUUUUCAGCGUAAGAACUGAUGACGGGAAACGGAUGAGGGGGAGUCUGACUCUGACUGGGUAGCCUGGGUGAAAAAGGUCCCCCGCUACUUCUGUCCCUCACGCCCGCUCAGCCUCCACCUUCUGUAAUCUGUCCUCUCUUUGCUGCUUUAAGUGGAUGUCUGUUACCCAUCAUCCUCUCUGGCUGUCUGGCCUCCUCUGUUUACACGGCUGCGCAGAAACAGUCCCGUCUUCUCGCCCCUCUCGGCCUGUCCUGUGAAAUAUGUUUGCUCUCAUUUGUACCAAUCUCUUAAUAAUCAGUGUUAGUCUCUGCAGAGGGAGUUGGUAUAACUAAAGGCUCUCUAUAUAGUCCCCAGCCACUGGCCUGUAUGCAAGGGGGAAAUACACUAUGUAUGCAUGAAGAAAUGCAUAUUGUAAAGCUGAAAAUGACUGUGUCGUCAUGGGUGGUUCGUCGUCGUCGUCAGUGUUUUCUUUCUCUCUGGUUACAUUUGUGGUUUUUAUCGUUACCAAUGAUAAGUACAGGUUUUUAUUUAUGUGUGAAAGAUGGUGUUCUGUAGUAACGUCCUUUUAUCAGUUAGCGUGUUUUCUUGGCAAAAACCUUUUUGUUUGUAUUGAAUUUCACCCCAAGCCUAUGUCCUCUACUCAGGGUAUCAAAUCAUUGAAAGCACUUGUGAUAUCCAUAAAGGUCAAUGAGCGCCCCCCUCCACACACACACACACACACACACACACACACACACACACACACACACACACACACACACACACACACACACACACACACACACACACACAAAUCAACACAAACAUGGCCUGCAUUACAAAGCUGCAGAUCAUCUUAGUGAGGGUUCACGUUAAAGAGAAGGUCAAAAAGUUUAGCUAAUUCACGUGUGACGCUCAGAAUAUCAUCUUUAUCAGUGAAGUGAAUGUUUGUGGAAGAGUUUCUGCAACAGAACAGACAUUUAUCUCAAACAGAAAAAAAAAACAAAAAAACACCCCAGUCAGCUCUUUUAGUUGCGUUGAAUUGAGUAGGUUUGCCUGUUUGUGUCUGAGGAUCGCUUUCAGGUGUACAGACUUUGACCAGCACGGGGUUUACAGGGGAGUACCUGUGUUCAGUUUUUUUUUCCACCACAUGUAUUGUAAGAUAUAGAAAAUCAGAAGGGCAAAAACAUGACAUUGUUGUGUUGCACCUCAAACUCCAUGUCUCCUUUCUUAGUCCGCUCAUGUCAGAAAAACCCUCCGCCUUUUCUCCUCUCUAGUUCUGGAUUGUACAUCAUCAUCUUCAUCCUCUCUGAUGUUUUGAUGUGUUUUCUUGAAGGGCUUAUGCAUAUAAGAAAAAAAUACUAUUUUAAUCUUUAUUUAAUUUUAAUUUUUUAUGAUAAACUUUUGAAGACAGGAGUUCAUUUUGUUUUUUUUUGUUUUUUUUUUUCUUAUUUUGAUCCCAAAUUUUGGGAGAGCCAAUGUUAAAGAUGUACAUUUGAAUGUCGGGGAAAAAUGUAUCCUGUCUCACUCUGCCUUUUUUAUGUGUAAAGAAAAAAAGAUGUGAGAGGACAGAGCUGGAGCAGCUGAGAUGUGUUUACCAGGAGGUUUACUUUGAGGAAAGAACUUUUACAUCAGUGCCAAAUCGCAUGAGGAUGUGCAUGGGCAUGCACGCCCAAUUUUAUCUAGACACUCUAUGCUAAAACCCUGAGCUGAAGCGAGGGUUCAAUUAUUCCAGCAGUGUUACUGAAAUAAAAGCAAAGAUUUAAAUUUAAUAACGUUAAAUUCAGACAUGUUCACUCUGCUCUCUCAGUUCUUGGUGUUAGCUGUGAAGCUCAUGGUGUUAGCAUCCUGAUUUUAGCUGUAGAGCUCUGAACGUCCUCUCUCACGUCCUCUAUGACGAGUGAUGAAACAUUCACUUUGAGAAAAUGAUAAGUCCCAUAUUGUUUGGAGCUUUUUACAAGUCUAUAUUUAUAUUUAUGAGACAUUAUCAAUCAAGGGACGAGUUUCUUACACAAAUUUCAACAUUUUCAAGGAUUGUGCGAUGGUGUUCUGAGUUUAGAUGGAUUUACAGGCAAAGGCAAUAAACAUGGAAACAUGAGGAAGAUGUUGAGUUCUUUCUUUUGUCCGUCUGAAGGGGGCGGCUGUGAGGGCGGGAAACAAUUUAUGUAUAAAAAAAAACACUAUAAAAGCAGCAAAUGUUACUCUUGGUGUUUGUACAGUUCAGCUCUUGGAGUUCUGAUGUUGGCCUUACUUUCCAUUCCUCCUCUGUUGAUGUUUUUUCAGUUGUAUUCUGUACAAAAAUAUUUUGCAAUAAAUAUGGAACUGUUUUAUAAGGACUCGGUGUAGACUGGCUGUGUUUGUAUUUGUUGUGUUUUUGUUGCAUUGUACAUUUGACCGUUAUUAUGCUCCUAUUUGUCCCACUGGUGACCUGGUGUGAUGCUGUGCCAACUCCGAUUAUGAACAACUUGUGACAUUUCGAAGGGGUAGAGAUUUUUUUUUCCUUUUUAAAGGCUCCCACUUUCUGUUUUCAGGUGUAAAGCGAACAUCAACCCUGGGGCAACAGCAGUUUAAAUCAACUUGUUAGAUUUUGAACCCGAGCGCGGCCUCUAAAGCAGCUUGGGUGGGUUUAGGUCCCACUUGGAGGUGUUUCAAAGGGACUCAUUUCCUCGCUGUUGAAGUUACAUUUUUAUUAAAUAGGACAGCUGAAGAGAGACAGGAAAAGUGGGGGCAGACAUGUAGCCAACCCCAGAAUCCAACUAGAGGAGUACUGUCAUGAGGACUGUAGCCUCUAUACAUGGGACCCUUAGACUGCUGGGCCAUUGGGGCCCCAAGUACAAGCUAUUUAACCCAGCUAACAACCAGAUCAUAGAGUCUGUGUGUAAAGAUGUCAAAACCCCACGCCUGUCUCCUUUUUGUUUCCAGCUCUAUCCACUGUCCUCACCUCUCUAUAACACAGCUGAAGAAGGUCGUCAAAUAAUAGAAAAGCAGAUUCUGACACCACUCAGAAAUGUCAUGAUAUAUGUGUGCACUCGUCUCAUUUUACAGGUAUUUUAAAUUACUGCUCCCCCAGGUAUGUCUGCAAUCAACCAGUUUGACAGGACUGUAAAACUGCUGAUAUUACAUCAUUUCCUGACCUAUUUAGCAUCCCCAGCCUCCUCCAGAUUCUCCUCUGAGCAGUGGAGCAGGUUUCUGUUUGCUGUAACCCUCUUAGUCUCGCUAGUAUCAGUGCAGCGUCUCCAGUUAAAUGCUGCUGUGUGCCACUUCUUAGUCCUAAUUGUCUUACAGCUCAGAUGGCUUUGGCAUAUGACUCAGCGCUUUAGCAGUGACGUCCUCCCUGAGGACAGACAGCUCUGGACACUGUGGGGAACCACAGAGCAACAGCAGUCUAAAAAAGUGUUGUUAUGACAUUAUUCACAGAGCUGGAGAAGAAAUAUGCAAUCAUUUAUUCAUACACCCAUGCACAGGUGCGCCGGAUCGUAUACACUAUGUAGAGGUCUGUCAGUAAUUAUUUGAUAAGUUAUUAUUGAGCAGCUACAAAACAAA
This is a messenger RNA of Xyrichtys novacula (pearly razorfish), 75861 nucleotides long. Lineage: Eukaryota; Metazoa; Chordata; Actinopteri; Labriformes; Labridae. The record is from the annotation of a GenBank genome assembly.